Messenger RNA from Xyrichtys novacula (pearly razorfish), 56247 nucleotides. NCBI's taxonomy places the organism in Eukaryota, Metazoa, Chordata, Actinopteri, Labriformes, Labridae. The record is from the annotation of a GenBank genome assembly.
UGAAAGGCUGAGUUCCUUAGAAGGAAAGACGCAGAGGUUCACCACUUUGUGAGAGACUGUGUGAGCUAAUAGUUCAACUGUUUCAGAAUAAUGUUUCUGAGUGUGAAAGAAUGAGUGGAUUUCAUCAUCUACAGAACAUAAUAUCAUGAAGAGAUUCAGAGGAUCUGGAGAAAUCUCUGUACUAAAGGGACAAGGACCAAAACAAAGACUGGAUUCGUCCUGAUCUUCGGGCCCUCAGGCAGCACUACAUUAAAGACAGACAGGACUCUGGAGUGGAAAUCACUGCAUUGACUCCAUAAAUUCACAAAUGCAGUUUAACACUGAACCGUGAAAAGAGCCAGUUAGAAACAUGAUUAAGAAACACCAGAGACUUUUCUGGACCUGAGCUCAUGUAGGACGGACUUGAGGGAAGAGGAAAACUCCUGUGGUUCGGAGAAUCACUAUUUGACAUUCUUCUUGGAAACUACGACCGUCACAUCCUUUUCUCUAAGGAGUAGAGGGUCCACCUGGCUUACUCUCAGCUUCCAGUCCACAGCCAACAUCCCUGGUGAUGGUAUGAGGAUCAUUCACAUCUGUGAAGGCUCCAUCAAUGCUGAACAAUAUCUACAGGGAUUACAACAGCAUGGCUCUGUAGGAGAAGAGUCCUGCUGUGAAACUGGCCAGCCUGUUCACCUUGAUUUACUUCACCAUCAGCAGAAAUGUUAGUUUGAACAACAGCAAAGUUGACUUGUUUUAUAAAAUGUUCAAUCAAAUGUGAAUCAUUGCUAGCUCAUUUCAAUAGGAUUUUAAAAAUACACAGAUCUCCAGCAGAAGAAUUACACAAAAGGUCUUAUUUUUAGAACUUACAGGUUUAAAAUUAAAAUGACCAAUUUUCUUAAUAAGUGACCAUGUUACACAAGGGAUGACGUGAAGUGGGCGGACUGUUAAAAAAGAGGGACCUUUGCUGAGUCAGGGUAAGACUACCUGCUACCCCAAGUUUGCUGUAUAAAACUGCUCACAUUUACAUCAUGCGUUACACAUUACUAUGAUAAUGAUAGGAUAGCAAGUGAUGCAUUUCUUCUGAAAAUGUAGAAUGUGUAUGUGCUGAGAUGUGUGCCACUAGAAAUUGAAACUGAAUAAUUAUACUGAAUUUCAAAAGCAGGAUUUGAAAUUUAAGUUAAUGCUUUAAAACCGAAUAUGAAAUUGUCAUCUCUUCUCUUCUUGGAUAACUGGACAGCAGAGAGAAGAGGCUGAGCCAAGGCCUCUGUGGUCCAUUCUUGCUUAAGGUAAAAAAAAAAAUUUAAACCCAGGCUUACUUUGUGUGGUUUUGUGUAAACUCGAGCUUAACUGACUGUCUGUGAUAGACCUGCUGUGCUUCAUAUUGAAACUCAUCACACAAUACGUCGGUUGGCUAAGGUCAUAUGUGAAUAUGUGAGCACACAAGUGUCCUAUUUGGUCACAGAGCAGAGUUGUUCUGUGGUCCAGCAGCUGUUUGCAGCUUUGUUGAUAAUGAUGCUAGACUGUGUUUUGAGUGUUUAAUGUGUGUGUGUGUGUGCGUUACUUAUGGUCCUGUAUUCUACAAGUUAUGUAAGAUUUCUGCCUGAUACUGGAGCACUAGAUAGGGUGGACCGCCCGAUCAUGGAGGCCGGGAAUUUCGCACACUGCUGACACUCAAACCUAGGCAUGGUGAUGUGGGACAUUUAGGCUCGGACUUGGCUUGCGCCCAACCUCUUUUAACAAAAUGCGACUGAUCUUGUAGCUACAUACUGUAAGUACAGAUAAACCUCAACCUCCAUGUCUCCAGCAACGGAGCAAAGAAAGAAGAUAAAUGUGCUAUGUUAUCUGAAGCUAUUCCUUUAUAUCGUCCUUUAACCCCUCUAUUGAGAAAGGCAGGUGAUGUUCCCAUGUUGUUUUCAAUCUCAAUGGCUUUAAUAUUCACAAUGAACAUACAGUUGCUAAGGAAAAUGUCCCACGUUCAGUUUUAGAAGGCACCAGAAGACACACCUAGGCCCAAGUUGCCCCCUACACACUCGCCCUACACACUACCCCUCUUUUCCGCGUCCCCGCAGAGGCUCCGCCAUAUUGAAGGCCGCCCCAAACCACAGAGAGAGGAAAGUGAGUGGACCGUUCAGCCCUCAAAUAGCGAGUCUGCACCGAUGCACACUAACGGCAGGAUUUACAGGUGGUGCGCCGGCAAUAAACAACAUACAAAUAUAAGUUAUGUAUGUGUCCACCUUUGUCUUUCUGACAAAAGAAGAAAAAAAAAAUCACAAAAGACGUAGUUUGGAAAGAUCAAACGGAAGUCGGAAAUCUUACUCUCAACCUCGUUUUCUAUUUCUCCUGCCUUUUUCACUGUUUUUGGUGAAAAAAAACCCAAUUAUGUUGCUUUUCCUCUUCAUUUCUGCAAGAUUUCAAGUUAUUUUACUUAUGUUACCCUGCCAGAUAUGGAAUCAAUGUUAGCUUUCAUAACGUACACAGGAUCUUGCUGCUGAUGCACAUGUAGCCUAGCUUAAAACACGAUCUCAAAAUCAGCAUUGUGCUUUCAUUACAAAUUUAUUUAUUGAUAGUUAAUCAGUUUUUACCUCAUUCCUCUCAUGUCUCCUUCCUUUUUUGCGACUCUUGGCCGGCUCCUUCGCUUUUAUCAAUCAAUUAAAAUUAAUCAAUUAAAAAGGUCACUCGUCUCGCCGGCACACCACCACAACACCCACUGCGUCGCCACCCUCGCUCUGAUGCAAUCUCGUGCUGCAUUCAAUGCAUAAAAUGGAGAUUCACACUAGUAAAUGUCAAAUUGGCCAUUUAAUUUGUCGCUGCCAACUGGGGUGGCAACAGAGGUGGCAAACCUGUCUUUUAGAUGCCACCCAUAGACUGUAUAUAAGAUGGACAGAGUCUGCCUCCUCGCUGGGUGAAGCCACUCCGAGAACAGCACCCUCUGAUGGUGGGCUGCAGUACAGGUCAUAAAUCCCGCCUCCGCCAGCAAAGCUUAUGGGACUGUGGAGAAACUUUAGAAAUUUAUUACACAGAACAUAAAUUUUUCUCCCCCCUGCUUGUGAUGUUAACAUGUAGUUAUUGUAAGACUGGUUUGUGCCCAAGUCCUUUUUUUUCUGUACAGCUCUGUUUUUAAAAGUUAUUAGGGGUUCAUGUUUUCUAUGAUUGACACCUGGUACAGCCUAUGGGCGUUCAGGGAUUGCGUAGCUCUCCCGGGGGGAUACGCUGUUUGAGCCGAGCGUCAUCACAGGGACUCUCGGCGACUGCGCGGCCGAAUGCGCACAACGCUAAUGCGCAGCUCUGGUUUCAAGGAAGUGGAGAAAAACCCGGAAUUACCGAGAGCUUUUUGGCUUGAAAUCCGUAUACAGGCGGAAGGCGGAACCAGGGUGUCCAUCUUAUAUACAGUCUAUGAUGCCACCCCAUGCCACGCCGGUAGAUCCGCCCCUGUAUGGCAAUGAAUCUUUCUGUUUUCCGGUGGAGUGAGGUGGGGGUCCCAUACCCGCCCGUCUUGUUUAUACCCUCCCAUUUCAAUUGAGGCGCACUCCACAGCUGCAAGUGUAACUUCAUUACGAAUGACACUCGGUAGUGAAGGGCGGGUGAGUUGGGGGUGGUUUGGGAUUGGGCCCUAAAAGGAGUUUUAGUAGAUGUGAAUGAAAGCUGUGUGAAUCUGUGCUCGAUUACUCUUCCUCACGGACGUAGAUGACCUAAUGGAUGUGCCACACUGAACUAAAACUGAAUUGUAAAACUACAUGGAAAUUGUGUUAACUGUGAUUUUAAAAGUUGUCAUAAGUUGUAUUUUAUAUAUUUUUGUCAUGCUUUAUGGCUUGAAUUUUGUUUUAGAUGUGCUAAAUGUUCUGUGCUUGUUAAAAAAAAAAUAAUUGUAAAACUGAAUCUGAAACGGAAUCAUUUUUUUUAUUUUUGAACUUAAGCAAAAGAGAGAGUUGAAUUUUCAUGUAGGUUAAACACAAUUUCGAAGCAGGUAAAUUCAAUUCCAAAACAUUAAUUUCAAUUUCAAAUCCUGCUUUUCGAAUUCAAUUAUUCAAUUUCAGUUUCUAGUGGCACAAAACUCAACCCAUGAAUGUAUACUUGCUUUAAAUUGAAUUAUUUCUGCCUGACUCAUGUCAUAUUGUGCUGCAGUUCUUUCUUCGUGCAGCGGGAGGCGGUAAUGUGAGCCACAACAGAUUCGGCCGUUUCUGUAGAAGAGGAAGAAGCAGUCCCCCUGCAUCGGCAGUGUAACUGGAAGUACAAACGCUGGCUUUCUAUAGUUCAUUCUCUCCACAAUUCAUCAAAUUUUACGAUAUUUUAGCAAGUUCGUCGUCUUUUUUGAGCUAUGAUCCAGAAUUGAUGGGACCGGGCAAGCUAACUCGGACUGUUUAUUGAAAUAGCAGUUUGCUCGGUUGCUAGCUCCCCGUGCUGCAUUAGCUCCGUGUCGGUUCAUAAUGGGGCGAGGAGCGGGACCAACCCGGAACAGACCCCCCACGGGACCGCCAGGCGAGGACAGACUCCCACUUGACAUGGGUCCUCCGCCACCGGGCUGGGGUCCUCCGCCACCGGGAGGCUGGGGGCCCCCUCCUCCUAAUGGGUGGCCGUUGCCGCCUGAUGAAUGGGGCCCUCCGCCGCCCGGAGGCUGGGGGCCACCACCACCCGGAGGGUGGGGACCCCCGCCGCCUGGGGGCUGGGGCCCCAUACCCCCUGAGGAAUGGGAGCUUCGAGGGCGUCCUCCACCCGACUGGGGACCAGGAGGACACCUACCGCCGGGCUGGGGUCCUCAUCCCGACGGCUGGCUGCCUCCACCGGACUGGAGACCCCCACACCCCGACGACUGGAGGCCUCCUUUCCCCGACGAUCGGAGACCCCCGCAUCCCGACUGGAGGCCCCCGCACCCCGACUGGAGACCCCCGCACCCCGACUGGAGACCCCCCCACCCCGAAGACUGGAGACCUCCCCCAGAGGGUUGGGGACCACCUGGCUGGGGUCCGGACGGGCGACGUGAGCCGUGGGGACCUGAAACUGGACCAGCAGUUCCACCGGGACCAACUGCACCACCUGUACCACCUGUCCCUCCCCCUCUUGCAAUUCCUCCUCCGGACCCUGCAGCCUUCGGACCCAUACCUGUCCCCGCUGUCCCCCCUCCAGCCUGCCCCCCUCCGAUUGGGUACCCGGCCUACCCUCCUCCUGGCUGGACUGGUGAGGUGAGCAGCUUCACCCCGCAUGUCUUAUGUCGCACCAUGAUCCUUUUCUCUUGGAUCAGUCAGGUCCCUGAGUCUCUGUUCAGCAUUGCUUAGUGACUUUAGGCAUUUAUAUGGAUCACCUGAAGUUUUGUCCACCUGAACCUGAUGACCGAAGAGGUUUUUUCUUUUUUUGUUUGUCAGAUCGUAGAAGAACCAAUGCCAAACCCGCCUCCAGAUCAGCCUGAGUGGGUGAGUACAGACUAUGAGAUCCUUGACUAUGAGAAGAAUCCAACACAGACCUGUCAGACCACUUUACCCAGUUCCUCUCUGACAAACAAUUCAGAGUGAAGGGUCAAGAACUGUUAAGAAACCGCCAAAGGCCCUCCAACAUCUGUUUGUUUUUUUCUGAUAUUGUGAGAUUUUUGAGUCUGUGUUUGUUGAUCAGAGAUAGUAUUCUCUUUUAUUAUUCAUCACAAAUACCCUCAGGCUAGUCUCUAGACAGUUACUCCACAGUUUAUGUUUAUGUUUAUGUUUAUGACGGAUCCCCAUUAGUCUUUACUUUGUGACAACUAUUCCUUCUGGGGUCCUCCACUCAUGCAUACAGUCAACUAAAAUAAAAAAAAUCCAUAUGAUUUCAUGGCAUUGUACAAUACAAUAAAGCAAACAAAAUACACAAGUACAAACCAUACAAUCUGGUUUAAGCAUUGAAUAAUUAUAAUGAGAAAACAAACAAAAUACAAACAGAUAACUGAGUCACUAAAAUGCCAGUGAGCAAACAAAAUACAAAAAAUACAUUUGAAAUUUAAAUAACUCAAAUAUACUAAUAUAAGUCCUUCAAAAGUGUAGUUGAAAUUUCUAACUAAACACCACUUCUUUGUCUAUAAUGGCUUCUUUUAGUUUCUUUUUGAAUCUCCCUUUAUUGUCUUUUUUAGUUAUAUUUGUUGGGAGCCUAUUCCAGUGAGCUACUGCUCUAUACAUUACCGUACUCUUGAGAGCAUUAGUUCUUGGUCGAGGUAAAGUGAAGUGGUCACCCAUGGCAUGUCUAGUAGCAUGGCCAUGUCUAGUAUUUGUAGGUUCUAGUUGUAGGUGUAGAUUUUUUGGUUUUCCAAAAUGAUAAAUAUUUAACAGAAAUACCAGCAGACUACAUGCCAGUCUAUGGUCCACUCUCAUCCAAGACAACUGUCUGUGCAUCCAUUCAACACUAGUCCUCCCUGUGCAGCGGAGGGCCAAGCGGGCUGCUUGGUUUUGAGUGAUCUGCAGUUUAUGUAAGUCUUGUUUUGAUGCGCUUGACCAAACUGCUGGGCAAUAAUCAAGACAGGAUAGAACUAAAGAUUGUAAUACAAGUUUAACUGUUGAGGCAGACAACAAGUGUGCAGCCCUUCUUAUCAUUGAGAUAGUGCCACUCAUUUUCAACACCAUUUUAUCCAUAUGUGAUGACCAGGAAAGUGUUUUCUCAAUGAUCACACCCAACAGUUUGACCUCUUUAACUUGUUCAAUAGUAGCACCUUGUAUAGCAAGAUUCAGUUUAGGAGUAGAUCUCAGUGUAUAACUGGAACCCAGCAUCAAACUCUUUGAUUUUAAAACAUUCAGCUUCAACCUAUUUUCACUAACCCAGUUAGAGACUAAUAUCAACUCACCCUGCAGCAAUGUGUUAACUAACUCAGAGUUUCCCCAGAUACAUACAUUGUAGUGUCAUCAGCAUAUAUUUCCAUGCGUGCACUCCUUAGUACAUGUGGUAAAUCAUUAACAUAAAUUGAGUACAAUAACGGGCCUAGGCAACUCCCCUGGGGUACACCACAUUUGAGGGUCACCAUAUCUGAAACUGUACCAUUAAACACCACACAUUGUUGCCUUUUUGACAAAUAACUUUUCAUUAACCUAAUAGCACCAUCUUCAAAAUGAUAUGCUGAUAACUUCUUUAAUAACCACUCAUGAUCAAUUAUAUCAAAUGCUGCGCUUAAGUCCAAGAGCACAACGCCCACCAUUAACUUUUCAUCAAUAUCUCUAAACCAGUUCUCUGUUAGCGAUGUUAGUGCUGUGCUUGUGGAAUGGCCAGCUCUAUAUGCAUGCUGACACUCAGUGUUGAUGUUAUUUGCUUCUAAGUAGCAUUGAAUCUGUUCAUACAUUGUUUUUUCUGUCAAUUUACUUAAUACAGGUAGUAUGCUCACAAGCCUACUAUUUGGACCAGCAAAUGCCUCUCCACAGUUUUUUGGCAUUGGAGUGACCUUUGCAAUCUUCCACAUCUGUGGAAACACACCCGUUUCAAAACUUAAAUUCAAAAUAUGACAUAUAGGUGCCACAAUAAACUUGGCUGCAAGACACAGCAACCUACCAUCCAAAUUAUCAGCUCCACAUGGUUUAUCUCUAUUAAUUGAUAGCAAAAACCUCUCGAGUUCCUCUAGUCCUAUUCUCUUAAAUUGAAAACUACACACCUUAUCCUUCAUAAUCUUAUUUCUUAUAACAGAAUCCACACAUAUACUGCCAUCUGGUAGGCCUAUCAUCUUACCUCUAAUUGUAUUUAGGGCUGCAGCUAUCGAUUAUUUUAGUAAUCGAGUACUCUAUCGAUUAAUCUGUCGAUUAAUCGAGUAAUCGGAUAAGAAAUGUUUUGCUCUCACUGUAAUACUUUGCAUUGAAUCACGUUUGCCUCAUUAAAAACCAUCAGUAACACACAAAACUGAAAUAGGCCAGGUCUUUCAAAUGAAUAUUUUUACUGCAUAAAUCAGGAACCAAAAGUUUUACAUUUUACCAUGUAGUUCACAUGAAACUACUGAAGGCAAGGUCUGCAGAUGGUCUUUUAAUUGCUAUGGUAAUGAUCUUUGCAGUUUUCACUAAACCAGUCACAACUAUUUCCAGGCUUUGGAUCUAAUUUUACUUGUUUGAUUAAUAGGCUGAAAUAAUAUAAUUCUUGGAUACUAACAUAAUUUGACAAGCAAAUGUACAUUUAUUCAAUAUAUAAAAGUGUUACAUUUUUAUUUACAUAUUGUUGUGUGUUGGUCAUUUUGCAGCCCUCUGCUGCUUAUCACACGCCUAGCAGGUGGUGUAUAGCAUUAUCACCAUGGAUACACGGAUGUUUGUGUGAUUUUUUUCAUCCACUGCCGCCCGGUUUGUGUCGUGUAGAUGUUGAUUAUGAAAACACUUCGCAAUAAUUUGGAAACGUGAAGGGGGAGCUGCUGCUGCCCGGUGUUUACGGUAAAUAGACGCAAACACCGACCAAGUUGACGCUUCGGUCUCCGAAAACGCCGAGACAAAUUUACAAACAGCCACUAUUUCAAACAACUGGGCUCAUAAUCGUGAUGUAAACACUUACUUUCUCGCUAGAAAAAAUAUUAUUAUUGAAUGAAUUUAUAUAAUUUGUCCGGUAUGCAGUCGUUCUAUGUAGCUUGUGGUAGGACUAUUUAAAUUUUCCCGGCGCUGCGUCCGGCCGGCACGAAAUGCAUUCUGGGGUAUUUAGUAUGUAUGUGUGUAAACGCUCGGGCAGCCGCGGCAUACUCAAAUCAUCUUUGAGUAGUCAGUAGGCAGUAGCUACUGCUUGAGUAGGUAAGUAGAUAGCAGGCAGUAUGCCAUUUCGGACACAGCUUCUGUCUGUCCUCGUUUCCCUCCAUGAUUGAACCAAACGCGCGGCAGCGGAAGGAGCGGAAAGAGCACGCUUCUGCGCAACAGAAAUAACCGUCCGUGUCAAACACCGUGCGCUGCACAUGGUUCCGGAUUUAAACGAUUCCUCGAGGCAUAUAAUUUGCCUCGAGGAAUUUUAUUAAUCGAGUUACUCGAGUUACUCGAGUAAUCGUUUCAGCCCUAAUUGUAUUAACUUUAUUAAUGAAAAAAAUAUUAAAAUAAUUCGCAAUGUCAACUGGUUUAGUUAUAAAUGCACCAUCAACCUCUAUGAAUGAAGGCACUUUGGCCGUUUUAUCCCUAUCCAUAGAUUCAUUGAGUGUUCGCCAAAGUUUCAAAUCAAUCAAUCAAUCAAUCAAAUUUUAUUUAUAUAGCGCCAAUUCACAACAGUCGUCAUCUCAAGACGCUUUUCAAGGAACAAGAGCAGGUCUAGACCACGCUCAUUGUUUGAUGAUCAAGAACCAACCUAAGAUGGGUUUUGGCCCAUCUCAACUAACAUGAGUAGCAGUGGCAAGAAAAAACUUCCUUUUAACAGGCAGAAACCUUGGGCAGGACCAGCCUCAUGCUAGACAGCCACCAUGCCGCUGCUGGGUUGGGGAGGAAUGUAGAGUGAAGAGGGGAGAGGGGAGAGGACAGGGGAAGAGAGAGAGAGAACAAGAUAAGGGAAGGCGAGAGAGAAUGAGUAAGGAGAGGGAGGGGGAGGGAAAGAGAGUAGAGAACGAGGGCGAGAGAGAGACAGGGGGCAGCAGAAACAACAGCAACAACAACAACAGCUCAUGUAAUGGUGAAGAAAAAAGAGUUCAGUUUACAGGGUUAGGAUAUGAGUGAUUGUGGACAGUGUUAAAUUAAUUGAGUAUGAUUACAGUUAGCAGUUAGCAAGCCUAAUCGUGGUCAGUUCUGGUUUAUGUUGUUAAUGUCAGUAAUGUCAGUGAGGCUGAUGUUCAUGUCUGCAGUAACAGUUCAGAGGAAUCCAAGAGAAGAAGGAGCUCAGGGCCUGAGGUGGACAAUCAUAGAUGAUGCGGCUAACAGUCCAGAGGAAUCCAAGAGAAGAAGGGGCUCAGGGCCUGAGGCGGACAAUCGUAGACGAUGCAGCUAGAGUCAGGCAGGUCUGCAGCAACGGUCCAGAGGAGCCAAAGAGAUGGAGGAGCUCAGGGCCCAGGGUGGACAAUCAGGGAUAAUGCAGCUGGGGUCAGGCAGUUCAGCAGCGGACCGUCUGCAGCAUUAGUCCAGUGGCAGCUAAGAGACUCAGAGACACUCAGAGAGACGGAAAACUGGUUAGUGACUUAUAUGGGACAUAAAUAUCUAAAGAAGAGAUAGAAACAGAUUCUAACUCAAAGUUCAAAGCUCAAAGUUUCUUACUAUCAUUUUUACACUCCAUGAAUUUGCUUGAAAAUAGUGUUUUUUCUUCUGUCUAUUCAUUUUAGUUAUUUUAUUCCUUAGAGUCCAGUACUCCUUCCAAGCAAUCAGGCAACCAGAUGCAGUUGCAGACUCCUUAAGUAAAUCUCUCUCUUUCAUAAACUUUCUCAACUCAUCAUCAAGCCAAGGAGCUUUAAUCUUCCUAACAGUCCGCUUUUUAAUUGGAGCAUGUUUAUCACAUAUAUCUGAAAAUAAUGUUGUGAAAGUUGAUAGAGCAUCCUAUGCAUCAUUUCUGUCUAUCACUGAUUCCCAAAUGGCAACUUUCAGAUCAUCCACAAAACCUUCUUCAGAAAAGUUCCCAUACAUUCUUCUAUGAACAAUCUUAGGCCCCGUUUUGGGUACCAUCGCUUUCCAAGUUGUUGCAAUUAAGUUAUGAUCGCUAAUACCCACACACACAGAAAUUGCUUUAGAACAUUUUUCAGGUGCAUUCGUGAAAAAAUGAUUGAUACAUCUAGAUGAGCGUGAACCAUCCUUAUUGAUACGAAUUCUAGUAGGUAAGUUCCCAAUCUGCGACAGGUUGAAAACAGUGGCUGCAUCACUCAACUUUCUUUUCAAAGAACAAUUAGAUGAGCGUGAACCAUCCUUAUUGAUACGAAUUCUAGUAGGUAAGUUCACAAUCUGCGACAGGUUGAAAACAAUGGCUGCAUCACUCAACUUUCUUUUCAAAGAACAAUUACUCGAGAACCAAUCCACAUUCAUAUCUGCUGCAAAUAAUAAUUCAUAGUUUGAGUCGUUUACAUUCUGUAGCAUCCUGCAAAUGUUAUCUAAAUAUCCAUAUCAUAAUAAGGUGGCCUAUAGCAGCAACAUGUCAAAAUAGGCUUCAUAUGUGAUAGCUGCACUUGAAGCCAUAGAGCUUCCACACCCUUCAUACUGAGGUCUUUCCUGAUUUUUGCAGGGAUCUGCUCUUGAAUGUAGAAUGCUAACUGGUUCACUGAUAACAGAGUGGAUCAGAUAGCUGCUUUAGGGCUUACCAUCGUGCUACCUGUUUCUGUUAUGUGAUGAUUCUGUCAAUCAUACGCUGAUAAAACGUACAGAAAAGUUGCUCUUGUGACUCAGAGAAGUAGUUUAGAAAUUGGUCGGCUCCAAACUUAGAGCUUGUCGUCACAUUAUUCAACAUUUUGGUGACUUUAAUGGCAUCCCCUUUGCCACGGCUGUCUGUGCAGAGGAGACUUGAGCCCCUCCAAGUAUGAAACAGGUGGCAUGGAGACAUGUUAAAAGGAGCUGCAGUGGCCAGAAUACAAUCGAGACUUGACAAAGUUUGUAUCCGUCCAUGCAGCUUUUUGUCCCUGAGUGUUGGAAAACCUAAAUAAAACUGCAUUUUUCUGUGUUUCAGAUCAAAGCCUUAAUUUCGGCUCCAGGCACUGAGUCAACUCCUGCUGAAACGAAAAAACCCACAGAGGAGUCAGUAGUCAUGACAACAACUGCAACAAAUGAAGCUGCUGCUGCUGUUGCCCUGAAAACUACAACCAAGACCAAAACUAAACCUAAAACCAAACCCAAGGCAGAUGUAAGCAACACCAGCAAGGCGCUGGGGCUGCUGGGAAAACGAAUGUUUGAAAAGUAAGACCACACAACCUCACACGGACACACACGAUUGAUAUUUUAGUGAUCAGUUUGUUGUCCCUAUCAGAUAUUUCGCUCAUGUGUUUUGUCUUCAACACAGUCUCUCUCUAAAAAAGGUGACAGCUGCUUUUCUGUGACUCCUUGUUUAGUUGGUUUUAGUGUGAUGUCACUUCAUGUAGUUCCCCUGUGUGUGCCACUCAUCUGAAACAUGAACUACAUGCUGAGCAUUUUUGUGUCUGUGUCCUCAGGCCUCCUCCAGGAAGGUCCACGGGCAUCAUCUCAUUCAUUGGGGUAAGAGCUUCAACACAACCUGAGAUACCUCCUGGUUAAAUCCAGGACUUUAUCAGGAGGUAUCUGCUCCUUGUAUGAGAAGUGUAUGCUUGAGGUGUAUGUCCCAGACUGAUACCUGUUGUACUCACUCCUCAACUCACCCUGACUUUACACAGUACAUUUAAAAACAGUGAAGGGGAAAGUCUUUGAUAUAGGUGUCCAACUGCUUCCAGCCCUGCUAGAUAAAGUCAGGAAUUUUUCAGGAGUCUUAAAUGUCAUUUUUUAGCCUUACACCCAACACACGAUGCCAUGAGGUCACAUGUUUUUACUGUCUUAGCAGCAGAAUGUCACCCAACACCACCUACCGUAGCAGAGGUGGACAUCCUUCUGUAAACAAUUCAAGUGUAAACUGGGACAAGGACAGUAGUCCAGUGAAGUCGUCUUACUGAGCUCUGAGUGUAGCUCGACUUAACUCUGCAUAUGAACAACCUGACAGAAACCCUCUUUAUCUUCAGGCAUUUUCUGUUAAACUGACCACUAUGAUCCAGAUUCACUUAGAUUGAGGCCUUUCCUUUGUCUCUGCUCCUCAGCCCACAUUUGGAUACAUUGAGAGAGAAGAUCUGGAGAGGUUCACCUUCAGCUUUGCUGCUUUCUUUGGAAACCCCAAAGCCAUGACUCCUGGAGUCAGAGUUCACUUCACUGCCUGCAUAGAGAAGGUGAGAGGCACGCAGCUCCCGCACUGCACUUCUCAGCCGUCUGAUGAAAAACCUGAGAUAUCUGAACCAAUGUGAACCAAUACAUGGUAUACACAACCAGAAAAAUCCCUUUUGAAGUUAUCUUGUGGGGGAUUUGUUCAGGUGUUCAACAUACAGUUGUGAGUGAAAGUCCCUUUAAAAAAAGCAUAGUUUAUUUAUUAAAAAAUUAACCUUGAUAUUUAUAGUCUCUCUGGUAAAUAGGAAAAAAAGACAAUAUUAUCAGAAAUCAUUAAUGCACAGUUUUUUUUAUUUUAUAAAAAGUACAAAAUUACAAAAAUAAAAAUCAUAUUUUUGGCAUGUGCAAAUGUCAGGGCACCCUGAGAGCUUUAAAGUGUCUGGUCUUUAAAGAUUCUUUUUAGAAGCUCAGACUUUCACCAGCUCGUUAGUCGUGAAGAAGGUGUCAACAAUUCUUAUCAGGAAGCGCCAGCUGAUGCCAAUUUAAGGGGUUUCAACGCCACAAACCUUGUGCAUUCAUCCAGCAACCAUGGGUUCCUCUAAGAAGCUGUGUAAGAAAAAAAAAAAAAGUUAUUGAUGCCCACAAUGCAGGGGAGGGCUACAAGAAGAUAGCAAAGCAUUUCCAGCUUGCAGUUUCCACAGUGCGAGGUAUAAUUAAGAGAUGGUAGGUGAGGAGAACUGUGGAGGUCAAGAUGAGAUCUGGAAGACCAAGUAAAAUCUCAGAGAGAACAGCUCGUUUGCUGGUCAGGAAAGUAAAUCAAAAACCACAUUUGACUUCAAAAGACCUUCAAGAAUAUUUAGCAUAUUAGCAGACGCAGGAGUGGUGUUGCACCCUUCCACUGUGCUGCGAUGUUUGAACAAACAAGACCUUCAUGGAAGAGUCUGCAGAAGAAAACCUUUCCUGCAUCCUCAUCAUAAAAUACAACGACAAAAAUAUGCAACAGAACAUCUAGAGAAGCCUGAUGACUUCUGGAAACAAGUGCUGUGGACUGAUGAAGUUAAAAUAGAACUCUUUGGCCACAAUAAGCAAAGGUAUGUUUGGAGGAAAAAAAAGGAACAGCUUUUCAUGAAAAGAACACCUUGCCAACUGUGAAAUAUGGGGGUGGAUCCAUCAUGCUUUGGGGUUGUGUUGCAGCCAAUGGGACAAGAAACAUUGCUCAAGUGGAGGGGAGAAUGGAUUCCAUUAAAUACCAGCAAAUUCUGGAGGCAAAUAUCACCGCAUCUGUAAAAAAGCUGAAGCUGAAAAGAGGAUGGUUUCUACAGCAGGAUAAUGAUCCUAAACAUACCUCUAAAUCCACCAUGGACUACCUCAAGAAACGCAAGCUGAAGGUUUUGGAAUGGCCUUCACAGUCUCCAGACUUAAACAUCAUUGAAAAUCCGUGGGUUGUUCUUCAAAGAGUUGUGCAUGCAAGACGACCCAAAAAUAUUGCAGAACUGGAAGCCUUUUGCAAGGAAGAAUGGGGAGAAAUCCCAAAGGAUAGAAUCCAGAGACUUGUAGUUGGCUAUAAAAAAUGUUUACAAGCUGUGAUAUCUGCCAGAGGUGGUCUUACUAAGUACUGAAGGUACUGAUGCUGAAGGGUGCCCUGACAUUUGCACAUGCCAAAAAGAUGAUUUUUAUUUUUGUAAUUUGUACUUUUUAUAAAAUAAAAAGUAACUGUGCAUUAAUGAUUUCUGAUAAUAUUGUCUUUUUUCCUAUUUACCAGCAAGACUAUAAAUAACAAGGUUAAUUUUUUAAUAAAUAAACUAUACUUUUUUUAAAGGGGUGCCCUGACUUUCACUCACAACUGUAGAUGGGAAACAUGGAGAGUACAGUGGUCAAGAUCACUGGCUGGGAGUCAAACCAGUGACCUCUGCCGUUAGGACCAAGUCUGAAGUUCAUGAGUAACAUUUUACUUUCUUGUGGAAGUUUCAGGUUUUUUUUCUUUCAUGCAUCUUCUCUGACACUGGAUCUGUCCAUCUUGUGUGCUCAUUUUUUCCUUCAGUGACAAAUUCAAAUAUUUUCUGGAUCAUGAUAUGGUUUCAUCUGUUUAUUUAUUUGUUAGGAUCCCCAUUAGCUGUGUUCUGGAGCGCCGCUAGUCUUCCUGGUGUCCACAUUUAAAAACAAUACAUUUAAAGGUACAUUUAUGAUCACGACUCAAAAAAGACAGGACAGAAACUUGCAUUAGAUUUUAACAAAAUCUAUGGGUUGUUAUCUACAUCAUGGGACAUAAGUCGGACACUGAUACCCAGUGAUUAUAAAAAGAAAAUCACAGUCAAAUAAAAUGAAGAUAAAAUGAAAAUAAAUAAACAAGUCAAAUCAAGCUUUUGGAGCAUUCUUGUCAUCAAGCUGAAGACAUGGUUUUUAGAUCAAUGUCAAACCUUUUCCUUUUUGGUCAGACUGGUUUGUUUCUGCGGGUCGUGGUGCUUUCAUUAUCUUGAAGAAAAUUCUCCUGAUAUGAAGGGUCUUCUUAGAUUAAAACCAGACUGAAUAAUUGUUCUUCUUGUUUUGGAGCAGGACAGUCUCAUAGCCACGGAUGUGAAAGUGGCUCCAGGUGGGACAGAGAACGUGGACACAGAGAUCUACGAGGCGGUGGUCAGUCAGCCCAUUGUAGAACCUCAGGUUAGUUUGCACUGCAGACUUUAACUCUCCUCCCUGUUUCUCCGUCCUUGACCCUGUCUUUCCGUUUGUCUGCAGCCUGGUGAGCGUCAGUACCCUGGUCAGGUUCACGUAAAUAUCGGGCCCCUGAGGACGAACCUGACGUUUGAGAGGAAGGACAGCACAGUGACACUGCUGAAGGAGGACCAGGUGCUCAUUAACCUGCUGACCGACAUCGUCAGCGAGAAGAGGAGAGCCACAAACAUCAAACCCAAAAUCCCCUCGACCUUCGAGCACACCAAGGAGAAGCGGGAGGAGGUACGAGCUCCUCCACCUGCUGAGGGGUGUAAAACCCUCUUACAGAAACGGAUAUCUCUAAUCUACCUGUUGCUGACUCAGAGGUUUCUCUGCUAGUGACGGAAUAAAACUAAAAAUUUUUUCAACAAUCUGAACUAUACGCCAGACUUAUCCUGCUUAACAUCUGUCACCAGUCAGUACACCGUUUGUGUUCAUUUCUUCCUUAUCAGGGUGUCAUCAUCAGCCUGAAGGAUGGCAAAGGUGUCAUCAAAUCGGAGAAACAUGGCGAGCUUCCCUUUGACAUUAAAGAGAACUUCAGUGACGUGGAGUUCACUGAGGAAGACAUCAACGAGAAGGUGGAGUUCACACUCAUCACAGUAAGGACUUCCCUUAUUUUUCAUUUCACCGUUUUAGGACUUUGCACACGUUUGCCAAGCAUAACAGAGUAUCAUCCCCAAUUUCCACCGCAUCAGGAUUGGCUACGAAAAGGCCGUAUCCGCCGACCGUAGCUGAUCAUAACCAUUCAAGUUAAUGUGUUAAUUUCCACCGGCUUCUUUCUGUUCCUCUGUGAAUCGCCGGACUCCGCAGCUGGUCGCGAGAUUUUCCGAACACCAGAGCAUGCCUGAUAAAUUCAGCACAGAUUAGCCCAUGCUGGAAAGGAAGCCAGGCACAGACACAAAAUAAAAUAUCCAGCUUCUUUUCAAAUUAAAACACGCCGUGUUUCAGGUGGAUCAUAUUUCACACCAUGCAACCGGGCGGGGAUGAGCAAAUGAAAGGUUUUUAGACAGCAUUUCACCCCGAUGACACCAUGUAUGAGGAGAUGCUGAUUUUAUAAGUCUAGAAGUAGAUUUCCUCCUCUGGAAGGACACAAUCUACUGCUUAUAUGGUUAGCCUGUGUGGCUAAAGACAACCUGUUAUCGUGCGGUUGCACGUGAAUCCGCAGGUUCUUGUGAGUUCUCACGAUUCCUGCUGUCUGUAAUCUGCAGCGAAAUUCUGCCGUGGAAAUCCCGGGCAACACCUCAAACUUGGAGUAAAAACAGGAAAUUAUUUAUUUGUGCGUCAAAUGUUCCCAGAUCGGAUUCUCACAGAUUCUUAAAAAGUUUUGAAUGAGAGUAGUGCAAUUUCAGAUCCUAAAACAGGAUUUCUGCCGGCCCUUAAAAAGUCCAAAAUUUUCCGUUUUACGUCUUUGUUUCCUGCAUUCACUUUGAUUUUCAUUGAUGCUGUUGGCCAUUCAUAAUCUGUAUUCUUGACCUUUUCUUCACUAUUAAAGUCCUUUGUCAUUAUUUUGACCCAAUGCCUUUGUUUCAAAUGGCUAGUUCUGGAAAUUAGGUAUUUUCUCUGAAUAGUGUCCCAGAGAUAUUUUCUAUGUGUUUUUCAGCUGAGGGCGGGGAAGCAGGCCAUCAGGAUCAGGCGGGUUAAGGAGCCCCUCCUUCUCACCCUCUGCUCAGCCAAUGCAGCGGUUGCUGCGGCCACUAAGGAGGACAAUGCACAAAACUCAGAUGAGGACAACAAAGAAGAAACUCUCAAGUUUUCAAAAGCAAAGCCCAAAAUGGAUCUGGGGCUCUACAUGAAGCUGGAUACAGAGCUGUACGAGGGAAUUGUCAGCCAGACCAUUAUCGAGCCCACGGUGAGCAAGACUAGACACGUGACAGGCCGUCCUAAGAAAUGUGGCACAAUGAUACGAAUCCUUUAAGCUGUGAUUUAAUAAGGCAUUGAAUGUUACGAUAUCAAAAUCCAUUCUUUUGAGGCCCUAGCAGAAGCUUUUGGUCUGCUAGCUCUGACAAAAACCCACUUCUACAUUUCCCUCCGCUCUAUAGUCCAGACAGUUUUCACAGAGCUUCUGUCCUGCCAGGCUGAGUACAUUGUGCUCACCUGUACAGGUUUCUCUAUAGAUGUACUUUUAAGGCCCAUGAGCUUCAAUUUGGUGAACUGUUGUGGACGGUGACUUCCAAAAUCCAGAGUUAAUGUGUUUGCACUCUUACUCUUUGUAUGACCACUAAGCUGUAUCGAAAGGAUGAGUGGGCAUUACUGCCUCAUGCAGUUAGUAUUUAGUAAACUCAGAGGACAUUUAAAGAGAAGGGGGCAGUAGUGGGAAGACAGCCAGGAAGUGAAGAGAGCAGUGAGAGUUGCCAGGAGGUGGGGUCUGACCACAGAGGAGGACAGCAGGGGCUGAUGGAGGGGGCUGAUGGUGAUCAGGAGGAGGAGGACAUGGAGGAGGAUUCUGACUGUGCCUCCGUUGGAGACUCUCAGGGGGGAGAUCUGUACACACUGGAGGAAAUCGAUGGCUUCCUCUGUGAAUCAUUUGGGAAAUCUGUUAAAGUAGGUGACUAUUUUCCAGAUGCAGGAAAGUUUAAUAAAAGUGUUCACACCCUGCAGAAGGUAGUGGGAGUGGACUUAUUGGAUGAAAAAAAAACGUUUCAGGUUGAAGAAACAUGUGACAAACUUGAGAAAGAGCCUUAACCCGAAAAGAAUCUCAGGAAAGUUAAAACUUAGUAAGUAAAUUAUGAUGGAGUUGCUGCACUGGGUGUUUCUCCUUUGGCUGGUUUCUCUACCUGUUUUCUCUCUAUCUCUCGGGGAUGCAUAGGGUGAGGAUGGGCAUCUUGAAUAUUAAUGGGGGGAGGGAUCGGCAGAGGAGAGCAGAUAUCUCCGAGAUGGUUUUACAGAAAGGGUUAGACGUAGUUUUCCUGCAGGAAACACACAGUGAUGAAGAUAAUCGAUGGCGGCAGUAGCUCAGGAGGUAGAGCGGCGGUCCAAUAACUGGAAGGUUGGCGGUUCGAUUCCCCAUUAUCCCAAGUCUGUCCGUUGUGUCCGUGGGCAAGACACUUAACCCACCUUGCUCCCAGUGUGUGUCCUCCACUGGUGUAUGAUUGUGAGUGUUGUGUGGUGGUGGUCGGAGAGGCCGUAGACGCAAAAUGGCAGCCCCGUUUCCGUCAGUCUGCCCCAGGGCAGCUGUGACUACCAAGAUAGUUUACCACCACCAAAGUGUGACUGUGUGAGCGAAUGAAUGAUGUAUCCAAUGUAAAGUGCUUUGAGGGUCUCUGAUAAAGCGCUUUAUGAAAUCUGAUGCAUUAUUAUUAUUAUUAUUAUUAUUAUAAUGAGAUAGACUGGGGAUUGUGGUGGAGGGGCCAGUAUGCUCUAUCUCAUGGUACAAACCUCUCUGCAGGAGUAGCCAUUCUUUUUUCAGCAGGGCUUGAGUUAAAUAUUACAUCCACCACAGAGAUAGUGACAGGCAGGCCUUUGGUCAUCAGGGCAGAAUUACAGGGCAUUCAUUUCUGUUUCCUUAAUAUCUAUUCUCCUAAUCUGGGUGCAGAUAGGCUGAAUUUUUUCCAUAAGAUAAGAGAUUUUUAAAGACAAUGUGAGCAGAGUGAGUGUGUAGUGAUGGGGGGGAGACUGGAAUUCCACCACAGAGUUCACAUUAGACAGAAUAGGACAGGAACCUCAUUUCAGAUCAUCCACAAUUUUGUCCCAGAUUGUGUUAGAGUCAGAUGUUGUGGAUGUCUAGAAGCUUAAACAUCCCCGGGUUAGGCAGUACACAUGGGUUCGAGUGGUGGGUGGGAGCAUGAGUGCAGCCAGGUUAGAUAGAAUCUACAUGACAAAGAGUUUCUGCAACAGGCUUCUGAGCAGUCACAUUUACCCAGUAGGUUUUACUGAUCAUCACUUAGUCACCUUAGAUUUUCAUAUCGCACAUACCCUGAAAUGCAACUCAUAUUGGCAUUUCAACACUAAACUGCUUCAGGACAGUGUGUUCUGUUGGAAAUUUGAGGAGUUCUGGGCAAUAUGGAGGGCAAGGAAAAGAGAGUUUGAGUCUCUGAGUCAGUGGUGGGACGUAGGGAAAGCACAUAUGCGGGUCUUCUGUCAGCAGUACACAAAUCAUUCCACAGUAACAGUCCAAAGAGUAAUACAGGAUUUGGAGACAGAAAUCAGAGAUUUGGAGAAUAAGUCAUCAAAUCGUGGCAGUGCAGACGGCCACACACUACAACAGAAGAAACAGGAACUGGGUUCCUUUUUACGGGAGAGAGCUUAAUGGGCUUUAGUCAGGUCACGUUUCACCAGUGUGAGAGACAUGUAUGCUCCCACAUCUUAUUUGUUUAAUCUGGAGAAGUCAGCCUCUCAGAGCAAGCAGAUGGUGGGCCUCCACCUCCCUGAUGGUACGGUGACGACUGACCAGACUCAGAUGAGGCAGCAUACUGUGGAUUUCUACAGCAACCUCUUCAGGAGGGAGGACUGUGACCAACAGUGUGAGGAGGAGCUGCUGCAGGGGCUUACUCAGCUGAGUCCAGAGGAAAGAGCGGUCCUGGACGCUGGAAUCGCCAUGGAAGAACUUACUGCUGCUGUGGGUCAGAUGGCUCCUGGUCGUGCUCCUGGGCUGGAUGGGCUGCUGGCUGAUUUCCUCAAGCACUUCUGGAAGUGUGUUGGUGUCGAUUUGUGGGCGGUGUUGCAGGAGUGUUCAUGGACAGGCCUGUUGCCGGGAUCCUGUAGGCGUGCAGUUCUUUCUCUGUUGCCGAAGAAGGGGGAUCUGACUCUACUCAAGAACUGGAGGCCAGUGGCCCUGCUAUGUACGGAUUACAAACUUUUCUCUAAGGUGCUAGCUAACAGGCUCAAGGAUUUCCUGGAGCUCAUCAUCCAGAGGGACCAGUCAUAUUGUGUACCGGACAGAUCCAUCAUGGACAAUUUGUUUCAGAUGAGAGACCUGUUGGACAUUUGCAAACUGUACAGUAUUGAUGUUGGUAUCAUAUCCUUAGACCAGGAAAAAGCUUUUGAUAGGGUGGACCAUGGAUUUCUCUUUGCCACUUUAAGGGCUUUUCGGUUUGGGGAAAGGUUUAUAUCGCAGGUGGGGCUACUGUAUAUGGAUGCUUCCUGUCUGUUGAAAGUGGGGCGUGGGUUGGGCUGUCCGUUGCACUUUCAGAGAGAGAUCAGACAGGGAUGUCCUAUCUCUGGAAUAUUGUACUCCAUAGUUAUUGAGCCUCCUCUGACCAGGAUAAGAGCCAAGCUGUCAGGUCUUCUGUUGCCAGAUAUGCCUCAGCGCCUCCCGCUGGUAGUGUCUGCUUAUGCGGACGACGUUACAGUCAUUGUGCGGGAUCAGGAGGAUGUGGAUUUGCUGAGUUGUAGUCUAAAUCUUUAUGAAAGGGCUUCUUCAGCAAAAGUUAACUGGGGGAAGAGCAAAGCGUUGUAGGUUGGGCAGUGGGCAGACAGGGACAUUCCAAAGCUGCCAGGAAACCUUGGUUGGGGGAGGCAAGGGUUAAAAAUCUUGGGUGUCUUUUUGGGGACAGAGGAGUUUCAGGCGAAGAAUUGGGAGGGUGUUGUGGAGAGAGUGUGUGCCAGACUGUCUAAAUGGAAAUGGCUGCUACCUCAGCUUUCCUACCGGGGACGAACCCUGAUUGUCAACAACGUGGCUGCCGUGACUCUGUGGCACAGGAUGAUCGUGUUGCCUCCACCCGGGGGCCUGGUGGAAGAACUUCAGAGGGCAGUUGUGGACUUUUUGUGGUCUGGUUUGCACUGGCGGAGAGCAGCAGUCCUGUACCUGCUGGUGCAGGAAGGGGGGCAGGGCCUGGUGGACAUUGCAUCCCGGAUCACAGCCCAGAAACUGCUGUACAGCAGUGUCUGGGGUAUGACAUAUGACCGGUCUGACUCCGUUUUAUGAGUCAGUCCUGCAGGCAUGGCAGGUUCUCAGGUUCCAGCGGAAGGACGUUGAGAUGGUGGGGGUGUGGAUCCUGGAGGAACCUCUGCUUGGUAGCGGUCUCUUUACAUCUCAGGCCCUGUCCUCUGCCAGCCUGAGGUCCAGACUGAGGGAGGGUGGCUGUGUGAAGCUGGGUCACCUCAUGAAGACCUCCAUUGCCCAUCUGUCUGAGCUGCUGAGCAUCAGGUUCAGGAGGCUGCUGCUGAGGCUGGUAGAGGAGGUCCGGGGUCGCUGCCAGGAGCCCUCAGAGCUUUUUCUGAAGACAGGGCUGUGCUGGAUCAAUGGGAGGAUGGAGCUGAGUAUCCUUUUCCUUCUCUGACAAUCUCUCCUGCUGGGGGUCAGUGGCAGGACGAGGGGGACGUCCUGUUUUCCUUCCGGACCCCAGUGCUAGGUGAUCUGGAGACCCUGGGGAAGAGGGCGGCAUACCAUCUGUGUGUCGAGGUCUCCAAUCUCCGCUCUCUGGUGCGGGUUAGGGUGUCGAGGUGGACAGAGUUGUUUGGCAGGGGUUGAUCCCCGCAGGGCUGUUGGCGUCCCUGUACUCUCUCUCUCUCCUGAGGUUUCGAGCCUUUUCCUUUGUCAUCUUUGCUCGUUUAAUUUUGCCUUGUUUCUCGCUGUUGGAGUUUUGUGUUUGUUUUUGGUGGAGUGGUGUAACAGAGGAUGGACGGGUAAUAAAUGUUCGGCUUCAAAUCUCUCUCUUUCUCUCUCUUUGUCUCUCUCGCUUGCUCUCACUCUCUCUUACCGUAUCUCUCGUUCUCUCUUGCUUUAGCCUACCCUGCCAGGCUACCCGGGUCAGAUCCACGCCAACAUUGGCCCUGUAAAGACAAACGUGACCUUUGAUCACCGGGACUGCGGCGUCACGCUGCUGAAGAAUGACCACGUGUUAAUCAACCUGCUGGUUGACGUGAUGACCAGGAAGAGGAGAGCAGCCAACAUCAAGCCCAAGAUCCCAUUCACCUUCAGCUACACCAGAGAAAAGAGAGAACUGGUAACUUCAUCACUCCAGAAAAUAACACACUGCAGAGUCCUUAACGUAUGAUUUUUAGCCAAGCCGAUAAUCACAGUUAUUAAAGGAUAGAGGUCUGUUGUUUUUACAUGAUUUACAUCAAACUACAGCUGAAAGUAAGACUCCUUACCUAAAUGCAUUUCACCCUCCUAAGCGGAGGCUCCAUUGUUAGGUUUUACCGAGGUCAAUACCCUCUUUACUGUGUGCUCAUGUGAAGUGUUUAUUAAUUGAUUAACAGGGCAUCAUCACCUACCUGGGAGCGGACACAGGUAUUGUUAACUCUGAGGAGCAUGGAGAGCUGCCCUUUGACCUCUGUGAGAACUUCAGCGACACCGAGUUCAACUCCUCCGACAUCCACAAAGAGGUGGAGUUCACAGUGGGGAUGGUGAGUCUGACAGAGACUGAACCUGCUUAGCUACACUGAAUAAGUCGUGACGCUACAGUAUUCUCUCUGCAGGUGAAAUUUGAAAAAAGGGCCAUCAGGCUUCUGAGAACAAAUAGGAAUGAGGACAAAAUCCUGGAGGAGCAGAAAAAACGGGAGGAGGAGGAGAAGAAGAAGAAACGAGAAGCGGAGGAGAGAAGGAAACAGGAGGAGAGAAAGAGAGCCGAAGUGGAGCAGGAGCGAGAAAGGGAGGCAGAGAGGAAGAAGAAAGAGGAGGUGGCAGCAGCACUCGCGGCAGCUAAAUGCAAGGUUAGGAAAACAUAAGGAAGGGUAACGUAAAGGAGGAGGAAGUGGCUGGUGGUGCCGGCUUCACUCUGUGAUGUGUGUGUACCCCUUGGAAUUUAUUCUGCUGUUAAGACUGUGGUGAGUUCCUCAGUUAUCUAAAAUAAAGCACUGAGUCAACACAGGUGUUUGACAGGUGUUGAAUUUUUCUGAAUUAUUUUUUGAGUCCAGCUCAAACUUGGCCAGAUAAAUUGGAAAAGACAGCGGUGUUCCGUCUUGAUUUUAGGUGGUGUGUAGUGCACACAGUUGGCAGCAGCAGGCCAGUGACAGUGAGCUGUCACGGCUACCGAGUCGCUUUAAUGAUUGGAAAAGGUACAUUCUUUUCUGAAAAUAACUGGCCUUCAGUAACACAGUGAAAGAUUUAAAGCCUCAAAAUUUGACACAAAACUACUUUUUGCUGUAGUGUUCAACUUUAAAAAUAGGCUUUAUCAGUGAGUGUCUUCUGAUGAAAUUCUAGUGGUUUGUCAAUAGAUUAUAAUGAAAUAACUCCACAAUCUGAAGAAGAAUGAAUCCACAUUAUAAGACAAUGAAGUGAAAAUGAGGAGUUCAUGAAAAUGUGGUAACUAACAAACUCAGCUUCUUCUGCUGAUGCAGUUAAAAUGUAGAUGUGCUACAAUCUGCUCUCUUCUCUGCAGGCCUUUACUCUCCAGUUUUUAGGUCCUGCAGAUCAUGGCUGCUUUGUAUUUACAAACACACCUUUUUUAACCUCUCAAACCUCAGAGGAAACAGCUUCUCAUUUUUCCCCAAACAUAUCCUCUCAGCUGUCUUCCCACUGACUUCUCUUCUGUCUUUCUGUCCUCUGUCAGUGGACCCCCCUUGGCUUCAAAAUGAGAAACCCCAACACAAUGGAAGACAUCAGCAAGGAGAGGUUUGAUGGCACCAUCCUCAGAGCCAUUUCUAAAAACCCUCAUAUUCAGGAGAUCAAAAAGGAGACAGAGGAGGGAAAAGGAAUCAGUGCUGAGAAUGGGCACAGUCCCUUUGAGCAGGUACUCAUGAGUCUUCAAGUCUCGGAUAUGUUCUGGAGUUUGUUAUUUUUUUGUUAAACUGAUGAUGAUUGAAUGAUGUCUCUGUGAAGGUCAAAAUCAAGGUGGAGAAAACAGACGAAUCAGAGAAAGAAGGAAAACCUGAGGUAGGAGAGGUGAAGAAGGAGAAUAAGGAGGAGGAUGAGCAGGGGAAAAAGGAGCGGUCGGGUGAUGCUGGAGGCGGGGCCAAAUUAGACCCAGAGGUGGGACGGCUGGUGAUGACCAUCAACGGGGAACAAAAACAGCUGCAAUUUGGUCCGGAUGACCUGCUGAGCACUGCCACCAUGCUGGAUGGAGACAAGGUGAGAGGAGAAGGAGGUGGUUCAGGAUCAAUACAGCUAUUGAAGCUCUCUGUGGCAACUUUCUGGGGGAAAAAAAGAAACAAAACAACAUGAUUUGACCAUUUUCAUGGUGACUGUCAUCCAAUGAAGAUGACGAAAAAGAUGAAGAGUAAGAAUGCACUCACAUUGGCCAUGUAUAAUGUCCUUGUUUCACAAGUUGAGCUGUGCAGUGAACAAGUCUGCAACAUCGCUGACUCUGGCUGUGAAGAGCAACUCUCAGAGUUAUUAGGGCUGGGAAUCUCAGGGUACCUCACAAUACGAUACGCAAUACAUAGCUCACGAUAACGGUAAAACUCGAUAUGGCGAAACUGCCAUUAUCGAUACAUUGCUCCUGGUAACCUAUGAUACGUCUGUGUAUUUAUGAAAGAGGGUGAAAAGGGUGAAAGAAAAACAAACAAUCAAUGACAUUUCAUAGUUUUCAUUUUGCAGCAUAAAUUAACCACAGUGUAACCAGCGAUAGUGCAAAAACAUCAACACUGUUUCAGUGCAACAUAACUGUAAACACUAUAUUUUUAUACUGUUAUAUUUUUAGUAAGGCUGUCAAAGUUAACGCGUUAUUGUCGCGUUAACUCGAGUGACUCUUAUCGCCACUCAUUUUUUUGACGCACGAUUAACGCAAGCCUUAGUCUGGCUUGACCAAACUAUACACACACUGCGUGGAUAUUCUUGCCGUUGUAAAAGGGUAGAGGAAAAGUUGGUGAGGUGUCCAGGCUAUGUGAGCCUCGGGGCACUCCGUAGUUUCGCGAAUCAGGAAGUAGAGCACUGACUGAUACCACAGCAGACAUAAACAAAUCCCCGUGAGCAGUAACUGGGAUAUAAUGGAUAAGAACACUAUUUUGAACAGAAAGUUCAGCUACAAAGCCUUGCCAGAUGGCUCUCUUGACAGGUUACCACCGGAGUACGUCCAGUCUCAAAUAUCACUUGUCGGCCAAGCACACAGCUGAUGCAGAGAGCCCCCCGCCCCGCCAGCCAACAACGCUGAAUGUGCAAGGUAAACAGAUGGAGAGCUCGACUAAACGCAAACUUGAAACAGAAAUCGCUAAAUGGGUGGCUACCGCUUGUCGGGCGAUUAGCAUUGUGCAGCACGUUGGUCUGCGUGAAAUCAUACGGAUCGCAUCCAAUGACUGGACAUAUGAAUUACCUUGUAGGACCACCAUUACCACGAAAAUCCACGAUCUGUUCUCAUGUUGAUUCUCAUGUUGAUAAAAGUAUAACAAUUUGAAAAAGAUCAAUUUCGAAUGGAUCAAAAAUAUGCGAUCAAUUUGCGAUUAAUCAUGGUUAAUUAUGAUCACAAUUCGAUUAAUCGCGAUUAAAUAUUUUAAUCGAUUGACAGCCCUAAUUUUUAGUGAACAGAAAAGUGAACAGAAGCUUUGCCUGAAAGAAAGAACAGGGUAUUUUCGCCAGAAUAUCUCUUUUAAAGGGAUAUUCCGGUGUGUGUGUGUGUGUGUGUGUGUGUGUGUGUGUGUGUGUGUGUGUGUGUGUGUUUGCAGAAGAGCAAUAGAUGCUAAAAGAUGAGACAAAAGCAGGAGUGCGAGUGAAGAGAAGUGUGUGCCGUGGAAAAACUACAACUCCUGGGGAAAAAAGACCUAGGAAAAUAACCUCACUUCCGAUUGUCGCGGGCAUUGGUAUGCAAGAAAAGGAUUUCAGUGAAGUCACCAAUUUAAUUAUUAGCUCAUGCUUCACUCUGCUGUGCUCAUGCACAUCGAUGCGCAACUGUGAAGCCCUGAGAAAGUAUCCUAUGCCGAGGUGUGGCACAGAGCACAAGCACAGGCCAACCAGAGUGAACUUCAAAGGUCAUUAGAGGUCAAACAAGCCUGAGUAAUGUAUGGAUUCCCCAGUGUGAAUAACUUUGCAAAGGGUUGGUGGGAAAAAAAACCUUUGCUUCCAAAAUGCAGUUUUAAAUGUGCAGCAUUUAACCUAUGCCCAUUCUGUAGCACAGCUGUACAGGACUGUUGAUGAGGGACUUCACACCGCAGCGUGAUGGUUGACUCUGUUAACGGGCCACAAUAGGAAAAUGGAGAAAACAUGGAGAGAACAUUAAAUUUCCUGUCAUUAGGGUAAACUGUGUCAAAUGUUGUUUCCUACCAACACUGUCCGCAGGUCUGAAAUCCACAAGAGUCACACUGAAGUUCAAAAGUCUGGUGUACAUUACAACACUGUAAUGUAGACACUUAAAGAAAAACGCAGGCAGUCAGUGCUUUAAGUCAAAGAAUUAAGAGUCUUCAAGUUUGUGUUUUCAAAAAUGUAAAUAAAAAGUGAUCCUCGUAAAAAGUAUCAAACCAUCCACAUUAAGAAAACACAAGAAGAAGCAAAAAGUUCAUCUGGUCCUGUCGCAUCAUAACUUUGUCACAUAAUGUAUUUUCUUAUCAAAGUUUUCGACCUUCUAAAGGAAACUAUAAGCCCUCAAUAGAUACUAUUAACUGUUUCUGAUCUGUAAAGGUGCGUUUCAACAUCGCCACUCAUCAGGAGACCAAAGACGAACACGCAACCUUCGUGGAAAUCCUCCCAGACUCAUUUGAGGAGUCCACCGAACAGAGGCGACACGUAAGUCUUUCAGAAACAUCCAAGAAACUAGUUGUGAACUUUGAGUCUAUUAAUUAACAGAGUUGAAGUCACCGUAAUUUUAGAGAUUGCACCAAAUCAAAAUGGGAUUUAAAAACAGCUGGUGGGUUUCCAAUUGUUUGUUUUCUGAACCAGGGGAUAGUGAUUGAGUUCUCAGAAGACUCAGGGCUCAUCAAGUGCACCCAGAACCCUCAGCUUUACUUUCACAUGUCAGAGGUGAUAGAGAAGAAGAGACUAGAGCUGAAUGAGAAGGUGGAAUUCAGCGUCGUUCCGGUGAGUACUUUUUUAGCCUCUUUGCCUUUUUUAAUAGACCAGAGCUCUAAUGGUGCUUCUGCGGCUGGAAAACAGAUGUUAAGGUUCACAAAGGCUCCACAAGAGGAGUAUUCUAGAGAUUAAUUAGGAUUUGGUGUUAACAAUCCCUGCAAUUUUUCCUAGAGUUUGUUUUGGGAUGACAGUGUUUCCCACAGGACAGGAAUCUAUUUGUGGUGGUGUGUGAUUUGAGGAGCAGAGGGGAUAACUACUCAUCUGCUGUGUGAUCGCAGAUGACAACUCGCUAAUACUUGAGUAAUAUGCAGCCCCGCAGUGUAGUGCCUGUGUGAACCGCAUAUUCUGAUACAUGCUGAGUCCGAGGUAGCGCCACUUAAAGAAAUACUCAUUUUAAGGUGUGGUGUCUUAUUUUGCCAAGGUGGUGUGUCACAAUUACAUAAAGGGGAAACCCUGAAUCAAGAUUAUGGCUCAGAGACAUACAUGAUGGCCUUGGAGCCUCCCUGUACUCACUCAUUAGGAGUCUUCAGUCUGUCCCUGUAUAAAAACAUGAGAAAAUCAGGGAGGGUGUCAGUUCAGCUUACUCUCUGAACUUUGGAAGGUGUCUCAAUCACAUAAGUCGUGUGAGCAGGGGCAGACGUUUUUAUCGUGAAGAAGCCAGAGCACAUGGCCACAAUCAAGGUCAUUAUCAGGUUAGCUGAUUAGGUAACCUUUGGCAUGUCCACUCAAAACUCUACCAAGCUCUGCGUCAAAAUCACAGUUCAUUUCAAUGCUUAAUAAGAUGUCUCUUGUUAAGUCUGGUCUGAAAGUCCUGGGAACUGAUUCUUAAAAGUCUAGUGCUUUAAGUAAUCUUACACAUGGCUGAAAUAAGUGCUGUCAAUCACAACUUUUUCAAUGUUGAAUUUGAAUUUGAAUUUGAAUUGAAUUCAAAGCUGAAUUUCCUCUCAUGAGGUGAGUCCAAGAAAUUUGACUUAUGAAUUGACUUUGUUGAACAUUAAUCACGGACACUUGGGGUGGGAGUCAUUAGAGGCCUGUCAGUUUGACCUUACCAUACAUUGACGUUGAUUUCAAAGUUCUUCACAUGCAACAAUUUAAGUUUUAUUAAGUUUCUUACCUUGUUGGAUAUUUUCAGACAUUGUUUUACCUCUUUCAAAAGUUGUGUAACAGUCCUGCUACUGAAAACAUCUCAUUUUGUGAUCUGGCUGCUUCACAAUAAAAGUGUAUUGUGACCUGUAACCUGAACUAAUCAACUAAAAAACAAACUGGGGUUUAGAUGAAAAACUAUAAUAACGGGGUUGUAUAAAUACGUACACCCUUAAACUAAUACUUUUGUUGAAGCACUUCUUGAUUUUAUCACAGCACUCAGCUUUUCUUGGAUAGGAGUCUGUCAGCAUGGCACAUCUUGACUUGGCAAUAUUUGCCCUCUCUUCAUUGCAAAAUGCUCCAAACCUGUCAGACUGUGAAGAUUGUCCUCUGUGCACAGCCCUCUUCAGAUCACCACCCAGAUUUUCAGUUGGCUUCAGGUCUGGGCUCUGGCUCGUCCAAUCUAGAACUUAUAUCUUUGGGUUGUGGUGGUGCUGAAAGGUUUAGUUCCUCUUCAUCUGAAGCUUUUGGGGCUUUAAGCAGCUCCUUCAGCAGCAGACUUAGACUUCCACCUUGCAGGACGGAGCGCUACCGCAGGUCAUUCCUCCCCUCUGCAAUAAGAUUUUACAACAAACUGUAAUAAUAACUGGAUUUACACCACCACUUUUUUCUGGCAUUUAAAUUGUGUAUAUUGUAGAUAGUUUUAUUUUUCUUCUCCCUUUUUCCUUUUUCUUAAUUUUUUUCUUAAUUAUUACAUUUAUUUAAGUUCUUAAUAUUAGGAUCUUUAUUUUUAUAACUGCAUUUUUGCACUCUUUGUCUGUGAUGCUGCUGUGACAAAAAAAUUUCCCCCAUGGGGGAUCAAUAAAGAAAUAUUCUAUUCUAUUCUAUUCUAACACUGACUGGUAUUUGAAAGUGUUUGCUGCCCUCUGUUGUGAUUGGGCCAAACUAACCUUUUGGAGUUAUGGCCAAAAAGUGGAGUGGGGUGAUUGGCCUUCAGGAGAAACUGUCAGAGCUCAAAUGUUUUUGUUCAAAGCAAUCUAAUUAGUGAGAUAGGGGCUACUGAAUUUUUGGCUAGUUAGCAUGACAUGCGUUACAAAAGUGUUCAUAUCUCUGGAAGUAUGGCACCUAGAGAGCUGAUUCAGGUGUCAUUUCAAAGCUCUCCUCAAGUUCUAUCUUUUUGUUCAUAACAUUUUUUCCCAAAUUGGACCAGAAAAAAAUAUAUAAAAGACCAAAAAACUUACAUUGGAAAUAGCAAAAAAACGCACAUCCUUCAAUUUUCUUCAUAUUCACACUAAAGACUAUCAGUUUCAGGGUGGGCAUUCCAUAACUUUUUGAGUAAUCAGUCAAAAUGUGUGGUACGUUAGGUCGAAAAUCGCUGUAUUUGGCACAUUAUACAGUCCUGACCUCAUCUGGAGUCAGCCCCACUUGCCUGCUUGUGUAAAAUAUUACUUCCUCAUAGUGCAAAAUGCUUUUUUUGAGGGUUUUCAUUUGUAUGUUAUCCCAUAUUUAUAUGAAAAAUGGCUAGAAUAGCUUAUUUUUGCUCAGUUUUCCAUCGCAUUUCAUUUCUAUUUGCACCUAUAUCCAGAAUAUGAAUGAUCUUAGCUUCAUGGGAGAAUCAUUUGGACAUACCUGCAUGUCCUGGAUCCUAGGGUUGACAAAUAACUUCUACCUAUGCACCCUGAAAUUUUGUUGCUGGUUUCCCUGAGAAGUAUUUCAGGCUUUUAAUCCUGAGCCCUUUCAAUGUUUCCUUGAUAUUUCAAAAGUUCUUUUAGCAUACUUUUGAAGUACUUUUGUUAAUAAUUUUAUUAAAAUAAUUUCUCUUGAGUAUGGUAUCAUCCAAUACUUGCUCGCGGGAAUCCAGAUUUUAUGAUUCACUCUUGGUCAAUUUCCUUGAUACAGGAAGUAUAAAGGAAACGUUCAAAGGAUAAACAGCCUGGACCUAACGUACCACACAUUUUGACUGAUUACUCAAAAAGUUAUGGAAGGCCCAUCCUGAAACUUCCAGGGAUGCUAGUGGACAUAGUAGUAGUCUUUCUUUAGUGUGAAUAUGAAGAAAAUUGAAGGACGCACGUUUUUUGCUAUUUCCAAUUUAAGUUUUUGGUCUUUUAUAAUUUUUUUCUGGUCCAAUUUGGGGAAAAAAGAUAGAACUUGAAGAGAGGAUUCUGGAUAUAGGUGCAAAUAGAAAUGAAAUGCGAUGGAAAACUGAGCAAAAAUAAGCUAUUCUAGCCAUUUUUCAUAUAAAUAUGGGAUAACAUACAAAUGAAAACCCUCAAAAAAAGCAUUUUGCACUAUGAGGAAGUAAUAUUUUACACAAGCAGGCAAGUGGGGCUGACUCCAGAUGAGGUCAGGACUGUAUAACGUGCCAAAUACAGCGAUUUUCGACCUAACGUACCACACAUUUUGACUGAUUACUCAAAAAGUUAUGGAAUGCCCAUCCUGAAACUGAUAGUCUUUAGUGUGAAUAUGAAGAAAAUUGAAGGAUGUGUGUUUUAUUGCUAUUUCCAAUGUAAGUUUUUUGGUCUUUUAUAUAUUUUUUUCUGGUCCAAUUUGGGAAAAAAUGUUAUGAACAAAAAGAUAGAACUUGAGGAGAGCUUUGAAAUGACACCUGAAUCAGCUCUCUAGGUGCCAUACUUCCAGAGAUAUGAACACUUUUGUAACGCAUGUCAUGCUAACUAGCCAAAAAUUCAGUAGCCCCUAUCUCACUAAUUAGAUUGCUUUGAACAAAAACAUUUGAGCUCUGACAGUUUCUCCUGAAGGCCAAUCACUCCACCAAAUUUCAUCAAAAUCUGUGACGUGAGUGGAGAUUCUUGGUUGAAUUGACAUGGAAUGACCCAUAUGAAGAAUACGGGACACUGUUGUCAUGCGUAUGACACAGCCAGUACUUUCCAGAAAUCCCAGCAGCUCCUCAAAUGUUCCUGUUGGCCUCUUAGCAGCCUCCCUGACCAGUUUUCUUCUCGUCAGUUUUGGAAGGACAUCACUGUUUGGCCACAUUUCCUUUACUUGAUGAUGACUGUCUUCACUGUGGUCCCUGGUAUAUCUAAUGCCUUGGAUUUUCCUUGGACCAGUCUACUGGCUGAUACUUUUGAACACUGAGAUCACUCUGAUGCUUUGGAAGCUCUCAGUGCACUGUGGCUUUUGCUGUAAAACGAGACUAAGAAAAUAAGUUUAAUCAGAGACAAGUGUGUACUGACUCCUAUUAAACAUGAGUUUGUGUGUGAUUGGUUAAGAGGGUGUGCGUAUUUAUGCAGUCUCAUAUAUUUUUUAUUUAAACUAAUUUAAAUUACUCCGUAAAACACUGCAGUUUGUUUUUCAAUUGAGUUUUACAGAUUAAAUUAAUCACAAAAAUAAGGUUAUCUUGGUCUCAUGGUUUUGCAUCACAGAAAAAAAUUAGCAUUUUACCAGGGGAUGAAGCCUUUUUAUAUCCACUGUAUGACAUUUUUUCAAUCAUGAAAAAUUUACCCUGGUAUUAUCAUGGACACUAAGUAAUGGCACAGCCCUGUUCUUCAUAUUUUAGUUUUUAAAAUCUUUCAACACACCUCUUCAUCCUCAUCCUGUCUACAAUUCUAAGAAACAGCAGUAAGAAAAACAGAUAGCCGGCAAGUGAUAACUGUUGCCUGAUAAAGCAUUCUCAAGAUUGUUAGUCUCCCACACAUCAAAUUCUCAGAAUUGGUAACAGAGAGAGUGACCUUGUUUGCUCAACACACACACACACACACACACACACACACACACACACACACACACACACACACUACAGGCCAAAAGUUUGGAAGCAAGAUCAGAUUUGUACAAAAAAAGGUCAUAGUUUCAUAUAUAUAAUUUGCAACACAAUAAACAUGACUAUUGUGUGAAGACAUUUUGACUAUAAAUAUUAGGUAUUUGAGUUAUUGUUGCUUAGACUUUGCUUUCUUUAAAGUAACCUCCUCUGGCUUUAACAGUUUUUUAAGGUAAGUUCCAGGGAUUGCAUUCCAAGCUUUCUUAAGUUUAUUAAAAAGAGACUGCUGAUUUGUGGGACUUAUAUAUAUAUAUAUAUUAAUAUUUAUAUAUAUUUAUAUGUAGAAAGAAAAAUAGCAAAACGCCUAAAGGUGUUUAACAAAGGAGUCCACUUCACUCUGAAGAGACUACAGGAACCUGGAAGUUAUGAUAAUAGAAAAAGACCUGGAUGAAAGAGAGUUCCUUCAAAAGCAGAGGAUAAACAUAGCAUUGUCACCAGUAAGAGAGAUCGGCAAAAGACAGCACCAAAAAUAAGGGAGGAAAUCAACAUGACAAGGUCGAAACCCAUAGCUCUGACAACUGUGAAAAGACGUUUGAGAAAGGCUGGUCUGGUAGUUCUAUGGUAUGGGGAUGUUUUGCAGGUGAUGGAGUAGGAGCUUUGUUUGAAGUAAAGGAUAUCAUGAAGAAGGAACAGUAUCACUCCAUCAUCCAGCACCAUGCUGUUCCAUCUGGACCAAGACUUGUGGCUCAUAAGUUUGUUUUGCAGCAAGACAAUGACCCUAAACACUCUGCCAAGCUCUGUCAGGGUUACCUAGACAAAAAAGAAGAGGAAGGUGAUCUUCAAAAGAUGGGUUGGCCCCCUCAGUCUCCAGACCUUUCUCAAUUGAGCUUGUGUGGGAUGAAUUGGAUCGAUCGGUCAGAAAAAUGCGUCCCACGAAUCAGCAGUCUCUUUUUAAUGAACUUAAGAAAGCUUGGAAUGCAAUCACUGGAACAUACCUUAAAAAACUUGUGGAACGAAUGCGUGGUACACUCUUGAUCAAAAUCUUAAGACCAGGUAAAAAACUGCAAGAAUUUAUAUUUAGCACUGUUGGACCUUAAGACAGUUCUUAGAAGAGCUUCAAAAUGCAAAAAGAAGAAAUGGGAACAAGAGACCAAAAGUUUUGAGCAGGUAAUUUAUUGAAAACAACAAUUUAACUGAAAUAGGCUGUUCAUCAGCUGAUCAAAAGUUUAAGACCACAGCCUUUAGAAGCCCAAAUCUGUGCGAAAAUUUGGAUUCCAUGUCAUUUCUUGUCAAGGGGUCACACUGUCAACAUCUCUUGAUGGCAAAGGCAAAAAAGCUCACUGCUUUUGAACGUGGUAGGAUUGUUGAGCUGCAUAAAAAAGGCCUCUCACAACGUGCCAUCGCUGCUGAGGUUGGACACAGUAAGACCGUUAUUUUUCAUUUCUUUAAAGAUCCGAAGGGUUAUGGAACAAAAAAAUCAAGUGGUAGACCCCAAAAAAUCUCACCAGCGCUGAGCCGGAGGAUCCGAAUGUGUGUCCAUCAAGACGCGGGACGAUCCUCAUCCCAAAUUAAGGCCAUUACAGGUGCUGACUGCAGCCCAAUAACAAUCAGACGACAUCUGCGAAGGAAGGGCUUCAAAAACAAAAAACGUCUUCAAAGGCCACGUCUCCUUCAACCAGUGUUGUUUUUGGCAGGCAUUUUAGAUUUAGUUUUAGUCUUAGUCAUUUUGACGAAAUGCUUCUUCGUUUUAGUCCCAUUUUAGUCAUUUCUAUCCUUGAUAGUUUUCGUCUAGUUUUAGUCCGACGAAAGCUCAAACGGUUUUAGUCUAGUUUUAGUCGACAAAAAGGUGCCUUUUGAGGUUCGUGGUGUUCUUUCCCGACAGUUUGAAGCCGCAGCAUGAGGAAGCUGUGGCUCCACAACUGUCGUCUGUCUCGUCUCCCCGUACAAGACAUUGUGUUUUAUUGUCACUUGGACUGUAUCUGGACCAUAAAGCAUCCCUCUUUUUUCGGCCACCGGGCACCGCUGCUGUGCCUGCCGCCACGGUGUGUGUGUGCGCGCCUCGUCCACCUACCGCACUGUGUAUGUGUAUGAGUGUGUGCGCGCAGCUGUGCGCGAGCGAGGCUUUUGGUGCGUGUGUGAUGGGGGCGUGACUGUUAGGACAAAAAAAAGCAUGUUUUGAAACUUUGUUCGUCCACCUAAUAACAAUUUGGUCUCGUCUCGUUCUCGUCUGACGAAAAUGAAUACAAUUUUCGUCACAUUUUAGUCUUUACAGAGCUUUGGUGACGUUCGUCUUAGUCUCAUUUUCGUCAAGGAAAAAAGGGGUCUGACGUCGUCAUUUAAGUUUUCGUCCUGCCUGACGAAAACAACACUGCCUUCAACGCCACAAAAUUGCCCGUUUGGGCUUUGCAAGGGAGCACCAAACAUGGGACCUUCAAAGGUGGAAGAAAGUUUUAUUCUCUGAUGAGAAAAAAUUUUACCUCGAUGGUCCUGAUGGCUUCCAACGCUACUGGCAUGACAAGGAGAUGCCACCUGAGAUGUUUUCUACGUGGCACAAUGGAGGGGGCACCAUCAUGAUCUGGGGUGCUUUCUCCUUUAAUGGAACAGUGGAGCUCCAGGUUGUGCAGGGGCGUCAAACAGCAGCUGGCUAUGUGGAGAUGUUGCAGCGGGCAUUCCUCAUGACUGAGGGCCCUCUUCUGUGUGGCAAUGACUGGGUAUUUCAGCAGGACAACGCUACAAUUCACAAGGCCCGUCUGACCAAGAACUUUCUCCAAGAGUAUAGCAUCACUCUUUUUGACCAUCCUGCAUGUUCCCCUGAUCUAAAUCCAAUUGAGAACAUUUGGGUAUGGAUGGCAAGGGAGGUUUAUAAAAAUGGACAUCAGUUCCAGACAGUGGAUGCCCUCCGUGAAGCCAUCUUUACCACUUGGAGCAACGUUCCCACUAGCCUUUUGGAAACACUUGUAUCAAGCAUGCCAAAACGAAUUUUUGAAGUAAUCAACAAUAACGGUGGAGCUACUCAUUACUGGGUCAGUUUUUGUUUUUGGAGGUGUUUAGGUUUUUUUGAGCUGUGGUCUUAAACUUUUGAUCAGCUGAUGAACAGCUGAUUUCAGUUAAAUUGUUGUUUUCGAUAAAUUACCAGCUCGAAACUUUUGGUCUCUUGUUCCCAUUUCUUCUUUUUGCAUUUUGAAGCUCUACGAAGAACCGUCUUAAGAUCCAACAGUGCUAAAUAUAAAUUCUUGCAGUUUUUUAACUGGUCUUAAGAUUUUGAUCAAGAGUGUAUAUGCCGAGCUGUUGUUAAAGCCAGAGGAGGUUACUUUAAAGAAAGCAAAGUCUAAGCAACAAUAAUUAAAAUACCUAAUAAUUAUAGUCAAAAUGUCUUCUGAUAAGUUACUCUUUACACAGUAGUUAUGUUUAUUGUGUUGCAAAUUAUAUAUCUUUUUUUUUUAUGAUCUUUUUUUAUACAAAUCUGAUCUUGCUUCGAAAACUUUUGGCCUGUAGUGUAUAUAUAUAUAUAUUUAUAUAUGGGUCAAUGACGUAUAAGGUUAAAAGAAUAUCUUUUGCAACAGUUCAAACACUAAGGAUGUUAUGUAUACAAAAACUAAAGUUUAAUUUUUAAAUUAGGCAAUUUUAGUGUUAUUUCAUAUAGAUGAAUUGCCCGUGGCCUUAAAAAAUGUCAUGUGGUGCGACCAUCAUUUAUCUCAAAAUUAUUACAUUUUUUUCAACAUACUCCAUAGUUUUUUACAAAUUGUCAGUAAUAUCAAGUACAUAGGAAAAAAGCAUUUGCAUUUUAUUUGAGUUUUUGUAAAUAAUUAUCUCAUAUAUUAGCUCUAUAAUUUCACAGUCGCUAUAUCAAAUGUAGUUCACUGACUAUUUUUUUCUUUAAAUUGCAUAAUACUGAUAAAAAUGUUUUGAAACUACCUUUCAUGUAAGCAUAUUGUAUCAGGUUUUAAUGUCUCAGUUACAGAAAUUAGAUAUUUUAUUUUGUAUUUCAUAUAAUUAAUGUUAUCAGUGGCGGUUCUAGACCAAAUUACUCCCCGGGCAAGCACCCCUCCAAGUGCCGCCCCCCCCCCACACACACACACACACACACACACACACACACACAAACACAAAAAGAGAUAGAAUUUUGAACAGAUAGUUUUGUAUUACUAUGUAGUAUUAUUAUUAUUAUAACAACAAAAAAAAAAAAUUUCUCAAUUGCAGCAAUCCUUCAAUAGAAAAAAACACAAUCCUGAGGUUUACAAAAAAACUGCUAUCUCGGCCUCUGUAGUAGAUAGAAACAAAAUUCAAAAAGUAUUUGAGAGCUCAAACAUGUGGCUUUCAAGAAAGCUCUCUUUUAGUUUUGCAAACCUUCAUCACAUUUUUGAAAACCUUGAACAAACAAACUCAAAUGAAAUAAAGCGGCUGUAUAAAUAAAAGUAAAGGCUCUGCACUGGAGAAUGACAAAUAAUUUGCUUUCUGUAAAACAAGUGGCAGUCAUGAUAAAGUGUCCAUUCAAUACAAAUGUAAAUAUAGAAAAUAAGGUGUUGAAAGGGUAUACAGCUGCCCCAGUAUAGUGCCAGUACAAAAGCAGCUCUAAAAACUUAAAAAUGAAUAAAUAAAAACGUGGCUGACAGUGUGUUCAUCUCUGUUCUCACCCAAAGUCAUGCAACACUCACAGAAAACACUGAUAGUGUGAGCCACAGCACUCCAUAUGAAGAGGUUGUUCACACUGCUGGAUGUUUCUCCUCUGAAGCUGCUCUCUGCCUCUGUCAUUGUUUACUUCACUCAUGAAGCUCAUCAAGCACGUAGCAAGAUCCGAGCAUGAACCCGAGCGCUUUACUCGCCUAUCAGAGGCAGCCGGGUACAGUGAUUUCAUUCACCGCGACUCCAGAAAUGAUUAAAAAACUACAAAAUGACGUAUCUGCACUCCCGCUGAUAUGCUGACAUGCGUACAUAGAGCAGAGCUUUCCCCCCGCGACUCUCUCCCCGCCUCGUCUCAUACAGUCUGUCAUCCUCUGUGCAGCACCUUCGGAGCAAGCAGGGGCGCCUACAGCAGUGGGGGGGCGCCAAUUUGACAACAAGAGUUAAUACAAAACCGCUUUGCGGUUAAGAUUUAUUAUUAUUAUCUUUUAUUUUAUUUUUUUGGAAGUGCUCGUGCCGCACCCCAUGAGUCAUGACACAAAUGCCGCCCCGGGCGGCUGCCCUGUUCGCCCGUGCCUAAAACCGCUACUGAAUGUUAUUAUUGGUCGCACCACAUGAUUGGUGGUCGCACCAAAUGACUUGAAGACCUUGUAUCAUUAAAAAUCAGUUUAAAGAGACCUAUGAACAAUUAAUUUCAUGCAAAUUUUAUAUUAAAACCAAAUUUUAUUAACAUUUCAAACAUGAACACGAACAUUUUAUUUCCCUUUUUUACAAAAAUUUAACUCUGUGUGUGUGUGUGUGUGUGUGUGUAUGUGGUCCAGAGGCCUGUACUACGAAGCUGGAUUAACACACCCAGGAUAACUCUGCCACAACUCGCUAAACUUCACCAGAUCUCCGUAAACACGAUCAGCUGUACUACAAGGCGGGAUAUCAACUCGCUAACUAAAUUCAGUUGUGGUCAGUCUAGAUCUGUGCGCGCACACGUAAAGGGGGUGGGGUCAGUGCCACCGGACCAAUCUCCACAAUGGAGAAGGCUGCACGUCAUAUAUCACAGCCGAGGAACAGAGCAUUAUUUUACGUUAAUAAGAGGAGUACCGCAACAUUAUAUCAGUGAGGAGCAGGACAGCUGCAGCCGCUGAAAGCCGGAGGGACUGCUGGCAACAAAAAUCAUCGAUUGUGUAAAUUACAUUUGUGCGUUCAUAAAUUUAUGGCCCCCUUAUAUGUUGUCAUGCAGCGUGUGUGAUCACCUCCAUCAUUGACCUCAUCAUUUCAGAUACAACAGCAGUGGGGAAAAGAGUACGUGGGAGCAAAUAAAAAUAAAUCUAAAAACAUCCGUCAAAGUGGUUAGCUGGUUUACUGGAAGAUUUUAUUUGUACAUAUUUCAACGCGUAAACAGUGAUUUCCUCACACUGCCUUUUUUUCUUUUUUCUCCAUCAUCUGAUGGUCUCAUGUCAUCUGCAGACACAUUUGGGGUUAAGAGGAGUUUUCUAAUCUGCUUCCAUAAAUUCUGAAUGAUGAUUGAUAUGCCGCAUGAAACUUGAACUUGGCAAAUAUUAGUGUAUUGCUUCGACUUCAUGUUACCUGACUAUUGAGGCCGUCUGAGGAAAACCUGUAACGUUCAUAGAGAACUUCAUCGGGUAAAUCAAACGGAUUUGAACGAUCAUGAAUAUAACGCUCUCGGCGAAGCGCUCCUCUCACCAGCCGCGCAGCGAUGUCAACAAUCUUGGCCCAAUCUUUGACCAGCCCUGGCAUGAACAACAUGCUGCAGGGUCAGAGUUGACACGCUGCCUAUAGCGAGCGCUUUUAACUUUGCUCGGCAGUGGCAUCUGGUAAAAUAAAUUAAAAUGACUUAAAUUGAUACAUGAAAGUUAAUACAUUGCUAACAACGGCAUAAAUACCUUAAGUGAAAUGGCAUGCUUUCAAUAUUUUUUUUCUUAUUUUGUACAGAGAUGACCUAACCAUUAUUUCAGAAAUGUUAGCAAAAUGACUCACCAAAUAACAAAAAAUAUUCAAAAUAAUACUAAAAAUUAAGUACUUAGUGUUUAUCCUUUAUCAAUUGAAUAUAAAAAGCAUAAAUACUGCCAAUCGAGGGCAUAUAUUUAUGAUGGAAAACAAUCUGCUGUGGUCGCACCACAUGAUAAUUGGUCGCACCGCAUGACAUUUCAAAUUUAGUCGAAUCUUACUGAUACAGGAUAUGUCACAUAAACAAACCUCACUAGCUUCCCACAAAAGGUCAUUAUGAAAUUUAUAAUUAAAAUACUUAUUUGUGGAAAUAACUUAAAUUAAUUGUUUUUUUUUGAGGUCAUACCACAUGACAUCGAAAAGUGCAAACACCAUUUCAGCAGUUGAAAAGGUCUUUUUUUUUUUAAAGAAAUGAGAGAACCACCAACCCUCUUUCUGCUUCCAUAGCUCUACGACAAAAUGGUGAAUUAUCCAACAUCCUGUCCUUGAGUAAAUUUUAGCAUAAAAGUGUCAAAAAUUGUCAUUUUUUGAUGGUCGCACCACAUGAUAUUUAAUGAAAUGGACACAAGCGGACAAAAUUCGUUUGAAUAUUAUGAAAAUAAUAUAACUGCAAAAGCUUUGCAAUUUUGUACAGGAAUAAAAAACACUUUCAAAAUUAUGCCGAAUAUUGCAGAAACUAAAUUGUAAUAGAUUUAGAGUAAUUUCAAAGAAGUUUUCAAAACAGAAGUCAUGGCCGGACGGUCGCAUCACAUGAUAUUUUGACACUUUGAAGUUCCGAAAAAUUACAAAAAACUCCUGAUUUUUGAAAAGUUGAAGUGGCUCCAUAUAUUAGAGAGAUACUACACAUAGAUAGUAUAUUUUUUUACAUUUAAAACUCUUUGUAACAUAAAGAAAAUACAGCCGGACAGAAUAUUGAGGCGUCACGUCAUUGACCCAUAUAUAUGUGUGUAUGUAUAUGUAUGUAUAUCCAUAUGUAUGUAUAUCUAUGUAUAUCUAUAUAUAUAUAUGUAUCUAUGAAUAUGUAUGUAUAUAUGUAUAUAUUAAGUAUAUAUGUAUAUGUAUGUAUAUAUGUAUGUAUAUAUAUGUAUGUAUGUAUGUAUAUAUGUAUAUGUAUAUAUAUGUAUAGAUGUAUAUGUAUGUAUAUAUAUGUAAAUAUAUGUAUAUAUGUGUAUAUAUAUGUAUAUAUAUAUAUAUAUUUAUUUAUUUAUUUAUUUAUUCAGUGUUUAAGACUACAAAUACACUGAUCACCAACAUCAAGAAAAUAUGCGUUUGGUAGAUGAUUUCUUGUAACAAUGUUUCUUGGCUGUAAAUCUUAAACUUUUGGAAAGCCUGUUUAUGUCUCUUUUUAAUGGUGUCCUAUUUGUGAGGAACAGACAUUUGUGGGAUGACCAGCAGAGCUGAGUGUGCGGGUUGUGCCCCUGAAAGGUUUUGGUACCCCUUUAUGCUGUCUAUAAGUUGCCUGUUUGGGUAACUUCAAGCUUGUGCUUCUUAAAACCAAGUUGCUGCAUUGUUUUGUAUUUCAUUGUUUCUCAUAGCAUGAAAUGGCAGAGGGAGGUAACCAGGCCAUUCGGAUAAAACGCUUUACUGAAAGCGUAUUCUUUCCCACUCGGAAAUUGGGUGGUGUUGGGGCAAACAAAGGAAAGGUAAGAAGGACAUUAUUUAUACCUUUUUAAGUUAAACCUGACAGAAAUAAGGAGCUUACUUUUCUGUCUUUUUACGAAUUCUUUUCAUGAGUCCCCUUUGACUGAAACAUGGGUUGUGUUAAAAGAUGAUUUGAGUGGACCACAUUACUUUUUCAUAAAACGAAAUUUUUAUUUAAAGUUUUUCUUUCUUUUUUUUUUGUUCAGUGCAUGUAGAAAUAAUCAGCUGACAUAACUAACCUGCUAUAAAGAUAUUUAGUUAUGGCAAUGAUGUCGCGUUAGAGUUAACUUAAUUUUCUCCCUUGUAUCAAAGAAAAUGUAAAAGCCAACUUUUGGCUUCCGCAUGCUAACUAACCAACUAAAUCCUUAGUUGUUGACUGUUGGUCUUUGACUCUGUUCAAAUAUACACCUUGUGAUAUCAAGGCUUACGCUUUGUUAUGGGAAUCAAGAUAUGGGGGAAUAAGGCUGUAAUGCUUCCUGAAAAUGUUAUUGGCCUGGCUGUAUUUAUUUCAGGGGUGACAGUUUGACUUCUUAUUUACUCAUAUUCUUUGAUUAUAGAUCAUUGCAGUCAUGGCAGGUUCUGCAUGAUACUUUUUGUUUGUCUGUCAUGCUUCUUUUCUCUCAUUGCUUGAUGUGGGAAGUCCCUAAUGCUCCUACAGGAGAGAUUUAAAAGCCACUAGAGCAUCAACAAUUUCUAAAUCUGUCCUGCCUUGGUAGCAGUGCUGGUGGCCACCUGUUGAACCAUUACAGCUACACAAUGAUAUCUCUGGAUAAUGAGAUGUUAAUGAUACAGUUACACCCCUUUAAAUUUUACAGAGCUCACCAAAAAAAAAGAAUCAACCCCAUUUUAAGGUUUCUUGUUGGGCAGCGUAAUUGCUUCUACUGUUUUUAUAUGGUUGUCUCUAUUGGUAGAUGACCAUCAAGCUGGGAAAAGCUUCAGAGGAAACCGAGUGAGUAUUGAAUAAAUUAUCAUAAUUGAUUUCAAAACACAGUCCAGUGUGUCUGAUUGAUUUCUGACUUUUCAGGAAGUCCAAACCAGAGGCAGACAAGAUGAAGGCAGUGGUGAAAAACCUUCGAAAUCAGGACAGUAAGGGUAGUACCAGCAAAAGGGAUGGUUCUACGCGGCACAGACAUGGUCGAAGCAGGAGCAGAAGCCGGAGCAGGAGUCACAGUAGGAGCAUGGCAAGGAGUAAAAGUAGAAGUUGUAGCAGGAGUCCACCCAGAGAUCAGUUUGGUCGUAUCAUCAAAAGGAGAUGCAGCACCAGCAUUGACCGUGGCCGUAAAAGCAGCAGACACAGGCGAAGCAGAAGCAGAGACAGGCACAGAAGCCAAUCCAAGAGCAGCAGCAGGAGUCGCAGCCACAGCAAAAGCUCCAGCAGGAGCCGCAGUCGAAGCAGGGACAGGUCUAGAGAGAGAGGCAGGGACAGAUCCAGAGAGAGAAGCAGGGACAGGUCCAGCAAGAAGAAGAGCAGAUUCAGCAGAGAGCGUGAGCAAAGUUACAAGAGAAGGAGAGAGCUGAGCCCUCCUCCCAGACGUGUUGGUGUAAUGGACGAUGAGCUGGCAAGGAAGAAGAGGGAGCUGGAGGAGCUCAACGAGAUGAUAGCCUACAAAAAGGCACUUGUCGACCCAAGAGGACUGGACCCUGGACAGAGGACCUGCAUUGACUACGACCAUGGAAGGAUUUCUGUUCCUCUGACUGAGUACAAACCAGUUCGAUCCAUCCUGAAGAAAAGGCCAGAUGGACCGGAGUUUCUUCGUCACCCUCCACAUCCAUAUGAUGAUCCCUAUUAUGACAGGUCAUACAGUCCUUACCGUUAUGGUGACCGCUAUGGUGAUCUGUAUGCCAGCCAUCCUUACCCUGAUAGGCCUUACAGUGACCGACCAUAUGCAGAUCGGCCCUAUGAAACUCGUGUCUAUGCUGAUGCUCCAUAUGGUGGCCCUCCAUCUUCAAGCACACGCUACACGGAUCGCUACGAUGUUUAUGAUGAACCCUAUGAUGAUCGUUACCAUGAUCCAGCAUAUACGGACCAGCGUCCAGGUGACCCAUAUCAACCAGUAAAGCAAAGCCUUUCUCCUGAACCUAAUGGUUCCUCAGCUUCUCAGGUUGAGAGAGGCCCUGCAGCCACCAGCCAAUCUGCCACGUCAUCUUCCGGGCCUCCUUUUAGACCUCCUUCUCCCACAGAGCCGCCACCAAGGAGCCCAUCUCCCAAACAAAAGAAUACAACAACUUGCCAGUCAUCUCCACCUGAGAAACCACCCCUCGAUCGCUUCCUUGACAUGCUUAAUAAAAAAGUGGAUGCAGAAAAGAAAUCAGAAUCAGUCUAUGUUAAUGAUGACCUUUUGCCACAUGAACGAGCACUUCAAGAUGGAAGAGGUUUUUCACGUAUUGUGGGAUUGGUGCAACAGCAGCCCACUAGGAGUCUACCUCUGGAAGAAGAAAUGAACCAACCGAAGCCCACACAGUCUUCAGUUGAGAGGACGUGUGAGGAACCACAGAGUAAGGCAGAACCAUAUGAUAAAAUCCAGAGUCUACUGCGUACAAUUGGCCUGCAGCUGAGUACAGGAGAUAUGUCUAAACUGGCUAUUCGAGCACAAGAGAAAAUCUUCAGCCCAAAAUCUUCAUCCACAGAGCGAGAGACUUUUUCCUCUUCUGGAGAAGAUCCCCACAAAGGCAGAAUUGGUUCUGUUGAAUCACAACACAUCCAUUCCCCCUCUCCUGCGAGGUCCUCCAGUUUAGAGCCGCUCAGCAAACAUAAAGUCUUGUCAGAGUAUGAAGGGUUUCUGGACAAGCAGGAGUUGGGAGCAUUAAAAAAGGCACAACAAAUGCUGAGUCUUACCAAGACACUGGGAAGCACAUCCUCUGACAGUACUGCAGGGCAGCCCCCACCAGCCAACUGGCCCCCUGGAGUCACAACCCAGAAUCCUCCAGGGCAGAGUGCUCCGGUCCUGAACACGGGCACUCGAGCUCCCUCAGCUGUGGAUCAGACACUCCAGAGGAUUGGAGUGCCUGUAGGACCUCCACCUGGACCUCCUCCUGGGCCACCUCCACGACGUCCUGUACAGGUUCCUCCAGGACCACCUCAUGGGCCUCCUCCACGGCGCCCUGGACAGCCUCCAGGUCCUCCUACUGGACCGCCACCCCAGCACUCUACUGGAUUACCUCCUUUCUCAACACCCUCAAGUCAUACUAUCUCUCCUUUCAUUGGCCCGUCUUCAGCUACUCCACCCCUUACUUCAUCCAAUACAAUGACUACAGCGAUAGCAACACCACUAUCAUUAGCACCAGUUACAUCCAGUUCUGUAAAUGACACGUCACCAAUCUCUACAACUGUAGCCAGAUGCCUGAAGGUCAUUGAGACAGUGAAAUCUCUGGCUGGACAACCCUCCGCCAAACCAGUUAAAUCAGUCCAGUUCAGCUUACCCACAGAGUCCCUAUCAGUCUCCAGCCUUCAGACGUCUGAAGAUGAUGACAUUAAGACCAAGCAGAAGGAGAAGGUACGACGAGCAGUAGUUUUCCUAAGAAGUACUGGCAGAUGCAAUAAAGGAUAAAAAAGAGGGAGCUAAUUGUUAAGAGAAAAAAUAAUUUACUGCAACAAGAAGGGGAAAUUGAAAUUCAGAUAAUCUGAGGCAUGUUUACCAUGGUAAUACAGUCAAACAAUACCAAACAAUGCAGAAUGAUUGAAGACAUAAUUAAAGGCCUCAAUAUUUCACAGAACAAAGCCCUAAUAAGGUCAGUAUUUGUUUGUUACAGCUGGAUUUGUACAACCAAAGGCUUCUUGAAAAGAGGGAACAGCAGUACCAGGAGAUGAUGGCCCGCAGGAAACAAGGAGAGAAAAACAAGGAUGGCACACUGACCUCCCUAGGUAUAAAACUCAUUGAAUAACAUACAUUAUUUGUAACCAGUAACCUUUGAAUUGCAGAGAUGUGUUCAGCAUUCAGUAAGGUUAUCUUCUUGACAUGGUAGUUCAACAGAAACAAAUGAAAUUCAUGUUAUCCUUAAAGUUAAAUGCCGGUCUAAAACUAUUAAGUAGACUGAAGAUUUCUUUCUUCUGCACAGUUAGCCAGGCUUUUGCGAGACAGAGAUAUUAACAGCUACAUCCGGAGAUGAAGUAGAAUGUUGGAGAUAUGUAGAUGAGAGAAUGUCAAAGACCACCUGAUUCAUCAUCGCUAUUUUAUUUCAAUUUAGUGUGAAAUUCUUCGCUUAAGACAUGCUUUUAUUUCCCUUUUUUGUAUCUGAAAGUGAUCUGCAGUCUAUACACCAGUGUGAUCAAAGUACCACAUAGAAUAUACAGUCAUUUCAUACUGUUAGGGUAUUUUACCCGGACGUUGGUGCUUUACCACCUUCAUCAUGGAUGUGUGUGCAGCACAUUUGCUACCACCUCCUCCAUGCAACCUGACGCAAUUUGAUGAAGAUGAAGAUCCACCUUCAUCUAUUGUGAACUUCAAGCCGUUGCUGCGAUGCGUGGAACAUGCGGUGGGACAUAGUAAUGCGGACCAGGCUAGCAGUUCCACUUCCUCAUCAGGUUAUGAUCAUGCUUUAAAAAAAAAACAGUGUUAUGCCUUUAAGUAACCUUGUGAGACAACACGUGACCAGCAGAGGUGAGUGAAAUGACUCCAGCUGAAUUGGUUGGCAUCUCACGGUUAUUAAACUUAUUCUACAAUCCUAAAUUUAAGCAAAACUAGCGUACUCGCCGUUUCGUGGAUUGCAAUCUCACUCAGUGAACACAUAUUGCAUUGCACCACAUUUUUCUAGCUCCUUUGUGCUCUCCUAGUGGCACAAACAGGGUUGCUUUGGUAAGGAGCUCCAGUCAGCUACCCUGAAACCUCAAAGUCUUUAUACAGCUUCCACAAGAACCCCUAGCUGUCCAACUGUCUUUGUGGUUACAUAGACAGUCUAAAAGCUUGGUUGCUGUACAAAGAUCAGUCAUAUUUUUACUGCACAUUUUACUGCACAAGUUAGCAGAGCCAAGAGGUUCAUCCCAGCAACCAAGUAAAGAAGCCAACUCAAAUUUCUGCUCUGCAAAGUCGCAUCUCUUUCUUCUUUUUAUGGAAACCCUGAAUUUCAGUAUUAUUAGCAACACUGUACAGUUUUUGUAAGUCAGUAGAUAGCUAGAUAUUAAUUUACUGUGAUCCAUUUCAGGCUAGAUACUUUUGCUGGAUCUGGCUGUACCAUUUCCGUUCCAUAAAUAAAGUUAAAGUUGGAAUGGCUAUCUUUUAAUUACAUUUUUUAACUUUGUUUUGUUUAAUAUAUAUACAUAUAUAAAUGCAUAUAUAUGUAUAUAUAAAAACGUUAAAAUGGAAAGCCAAAACAAAAUAAUAAUUAAAACUAAGGUAGAUCUCUGUGGUUAAGAUAGGUUGCACAAGUAUGUUGCAGUUUAGUUGUGCUACUCACUUCAUCUGUACAUUGGGUGGACGCUCUCUCAUGUCUACUUUCUGCAUAUUUGACAGCACAAAGACAAAAUGUUAACAUGUUUGAAAAUUUGAUUUAUUGCGCUUUUUCAACUGAAUUUCUUAAAUACAGUCCUGGAAAAAAUUGUUAGACCAUCCAUGUUUUCUUCAAUGUCUUGUUGAUUUUAAUGCCUGGCACAAUUUCAUGUGCAUUUGUGUGGACAAAUAUAAUGAUAACAAUAAAAUAGCUCAUACGAGUUUAAUUUAAGAGCUGAUAUCAAGCCAUUUUCCAUGGUUUUCUUGAUAAUAACCAAAAUCACUUGAGUUCUUGCAUCAAUAGCUAUGGCAUUGUUCUGCCAAAAACAAAGCUUUUAGGCAGUCCAUGUUUUUUCCUGUCUGUUGGUCACAUGAUACACACAGGAGUUAGUACUUGACUGGAUAACCAUUGUUUUUGAUGACUGCAGCCAUGUGUCUUGGCAUGCCCUCCACAAACUUCUUACAUUGUUCUGCUGUCACAGCAGCCCAUUGCUGUUGCAAAAUUUCAACCAAAUCUGCUUUGUUUUUGGGCUUGUGGUUCUCCAUUCUGAGUUUGAUGAUGUUCCACAAGUUUCCAUUUUGAUUUAGAUCUGGUGAUUGAGCAGGCCAAGGUAUUGUUCAAAUGUUUUGGUUCUCCAUCCAGGCUUUAAUUGACCUUGCUGUGUGGCAAGGGGCAUUGUCUUGUUGGAAAAUCCAGUCAUUCGAGCCAGGAAAGAGUUUAUCAGCUGAUGGAAGAAGACUGUUUUCAAGAGUAGCCCUGUACAUGACCUGGUUCAUUCACCCUUCACACAACUGCAUUUGCCCUGUUCCACCCAUACUGAAACAACCCUGAAUCAUCUACGAUCCACCCCCAUAUUUUACUGUUGGGGCAAGACAGUCUGGUUUGUAGGCUUCUCCAGGCCUCCUCUUAACCAGUAAGUUGGCUGGAGUGGGCAUCAACGCAAAAUUGGAUUCAUCACCAUGUUUGGCUUGCUUUUUCUUAGUGUAAUGAACAGCUGUCUUGGAGAUCUUCAGUUUUUUGGCUACCUGUCUCACACUCAUGCCAAUUUCAAGCAUUGCCAAGAUGGCUGCCUUUGUGGCUUCACUCAGUUCUUUUGUCUUAGGCAUUAUGCUAGAGCUGACAACUUUUGAGUUGUGCUAUGGCAUGAAUGUAAGUGGUAAACAGCUCUAGGCCUUUGCAUGUGCAGUGCUGCUUAUGACAUGAAAUGGCCUUUUAUAUAUAGUGCAGCAGAUAGCCAGAACGAUCGUGCAUUUUGUGAUAAAAGCAUGAAAUUUGUUACACUUAUAGCCAAAGGCAUUCCCAAAAGAUUUGGAUGUGGAGGCAUCAUGAGUUUUCAACAUGGUGGUCAUGGCAGCCAUUUUUCAAAAUGGCCGCCAGCAAUAACUGUUUUCUUAUGAAAGAUGGAUAUAAUAUGGCAUUUCAGACUUAUUUGCCAUACAUAGUACUUGGUAAAUGUCUGUAAGAUCAUUUAAAGUUACUAUUUUAUAUUCAGGAUGGCUGAAAUUUUUCAAGAUGGUGAUCUCUGUGUCAAACCAGUAAUUCCUUUGGUGCAGAAUUCAAAUUUGGAACUUUGCAAUUGGUCAGAAGCUUCCUUCUACCUCACAACUGGUGACCACAGUAGUCACACUAUUGGUGACCUAUGACCCCUGUUACUUUCAAGAUGGCAGCCACAUGGUUGAAAUUUCAAUUAUAUUUCCAGAAUACUAUAAUGUAUUUUGCUCGAAUAAAGUCUAAUGUGCAAAAUGAAAACAACUGAAUCAUUUAAUGAAUAGAAAUGUAAAAGAGUGGAUGUCGAAACACAACCAGGGCACACUGGUGACACCACUGCUGUGUAACUCGGCAUGGGGUUCAGUGCCAACUAACUACGCUCCUCUUAAUAAUGCCAUUUUCUGUGUUGAAUGUGCUAGUUGUGGUGAUAGUUUAAUGGUAGUGUAGUUUAGUUUCCUAAAUGCUAUCUAAUUUUAGCCUCACAUCUACUUACUUUACAUAAUUAGAUGUAGUUAGAUAGCCGCACCCGAAUGGACAGGAUGUGCCAGCGCGGGAGAGCCGAGCCAAGGGUAACGGGGCUUUGUAUGACUUUCAUAUAGUUACCCGGAUGGUGUACAGAUCGCACAGGAAUUAAAUGGUACUGGAUGACCGAUCAGGCUAGGUGACGGGUGAUCUUAUCCGAACCUAGUUGUAUCCCAUACUUGAAUGUGUUUCCCUGUAGUAAAAGGUGGUAUAUAAGGAUAACCCCUUGGCCUUUACUGCAAACAUUGUUUUUCUUGUCUUACAAAGUGUCGAAGACAUUUCAACUUGUAAAUUUUGGUGGUCAAGGACCAUCAACUUCUAGAACAGCCAAGACUGAAUGGAAGCUCUGUAUGCUAUGCCAAGAACACACGGCAGAGUCACUGAGAUGUCCUUUGCAGAACACACAAGCAGACAAGGGGAGUGGAUACACUUCACUUGCAGAGCAUUUGAUCCAGUUUAAUGAACUUGGCCAGCUCCCUUCAACUUUGGCAAUUGAAAGACUCGAUGAGGGUCAUGGUAUUGAAGCUGCCAUGGUUGCAAACAAAGCUCAAUACCAUCAUACAUGCAGGCUGAAGUACAAUGAGACCAUGUUGAAAAGAGCAAAAAAGAGAGCAUGCAGCGAAAGUCCUGAUCAACAGUCAGAAUCCAAAGUCAGAAGGUCCCAACCAAGCCAGACUCCUGAAAUGAGACAGGACAUCUGUUUCUUCUGCAAGCAGCCUGCUGGCAAUGAAGGCCUUCAUGAGGCUGCAACAUUUCAGGUGGACAAUCGAGCCUGAGAAAGCAUGUGCACUACCAGUGUUCCAUGCAUUGACCGGUUGUGACACCGUGUCAAGCUUUCUUGGUCAUGGGAAAAAGACUGCAUGGGCUGUAUGGGCUGUGUUUUAAGAGCUUACACAUGCCCUGUUGAAACUGUCUUCAGCCCCAAAGCACAUAACACAGGAAGUAAUGGCCACAAUUGAGAGGUUCAUUAUCUUAAUCUAUGACCGAACCAGCACAUGCACAGAAAUCAAUAUGGCAAGGAGGAAGUUAUUUGCAAAGAGGCACAAUGUGCAAGCAAUCCCUGCCACCAAGGCUGCCCUACAAGAGCAUGUCAAGAGAGCAGUAUACUAAGGAGGCCACGUGUGGGGUACAGUCCUGGUUUCAACACCAGAACUACCUUCACCGUGUGAAUGGGGCUGGUCAAAGACAUCUGAGGGGGACUUUAAACCCUUCUGGACAUCCCUACCAGAUGCUGGCCAGUCCAGUUAUGAACUGGUCUCUUGCAAAUGCAAGAAGGGUUGUGUUGGGCAGUGCAAGUGCAAAAAAGCCCACUUACAGUGCACAGCCCUUUGUUUCUGUGAAGGCGAGUGUGAAUAGUCUUCCCUGUUAUAGAAACUGGGUUUGUCUUGCUUAAUAUUAGCCUUGUGAGAUGGAAAGAUAACUCUUGGAAAUUCUAAAGUUCUUAAUGCAAAUUCUGUAUCAAGAAAAAUAUAUGUUUUGACACAGAGAUAUCCAUAUCUAACCAGUCGGCGGCCAUUUUGAAUUUUCAAUGAAAUUCCACCACUAUCCAAAAGACAUUUUACAAGUACUAUGUAUGGUAAAUAACUUUGAAAUAUAAUAUUAUAUCCAUCAUUCAUAAGAAAACAGUUAUCGCUGGCGGCCAUUUUGAAAAAUGGCUACCAUGGCCGCCAUGUUAAAAAUUCUUGAUACCUCCACAUCCAAAUCUUUUAAGAGGGCCAUUGGCUAUAAGUGUACCAAAUUUCAUGCUUUUAUCACAAAAUGCACCAUUCCUUUAUAUUCCGGACUUAAGCUGCUGUACUAAUACCCUGGCAAUACAAUUAAGCUUCAGUGUGACAAAUAGGACAUAAAAUAUUAUGGAAUCAACUGCAUUUUUAGUUAUGCUCGUCCUAUUCUUCAGGUAAUAUACCUUUAAUGGUAUCAGGCAUUAAAAUGAACAAGAAAUUGAAGAAAACAAGCGUGGUCUAAUAAUUUUUCCAUAACUGUACAUAGGAACUCUCCCAUUACACUGAAAUCGAACAUCUUGUCGUGUUACCAACAUAGUUAGAUACUGCUGCUGGGACCGAUUUACUCUCCCAUGUAUCUGCUCCAACAUUACACAAGCAUUUCGAGCAUGCUUCGUUUUGAACAGCAAAAAUACAUGGUAGGAAGCUGGAGUAAACAAACCCUCGACAGAAGAAAAAGGUAUGUAAAAAAAAUCUAAGCUGUCGUAUUGUAUGUAACUAUGCUACAGAGCUAUAAAGUUGUAUGGUAUGUCUUUUAUUUGACAUACAACUUGCUAAUCUGUUUGUCCACUGUUUUGAUGUAUUAUGUGUCGGAAAUGGCCCAGUAGUAAAGAGCUGAAAAGGGGCCUAUCACCACCUACUGCGGGGGAGGCUAAUAUGCUUUGAAAAUCAAUUCUCACCUGGCACUUUGUAACAGUCGUACCAUUCCUGUAACAACGUUAACAUCGCCAGGACGUCACUGAGUUGUGCCUCUGUUGUGGUCAGUUGAGAAGACGAGUACACGAUGAGCGGACGCCAUUAUUGAGUUCCCGUAAUUUAUUUUCUUUGAUCCUCAUCUCAGUUAACAGUGAGUACUGUGAGACUGCUUUGUCAUGUAUGAUAUAGCUAACAUGGUGUUUCAUUUAAUAAAAGAGCAUCAGCCGUGUGAAGUCCCAAGUUAACUGUUUUGUGGACAUACCUUUUUUCUUGCUCACACCACCCCUCGCGAGCUAACUGUUACAACUUGUAGACCAAAAAAAGGACAGUAGUUCAAUUCAAUUGUCUAAUCAAGCUAUAGCCAUAGCUAGACUGAACUGUGCAUGUAAAUGUACUGUACUAUGUAGUCAGCCACUACUCAAGACUCAACAUCGGUUACGUUUAGUGUAGUCUGAAGCUUACUAUAUGAGGACCACAUCUGAUUCGAGACACCUUAGAAUUAAAGUUUGCUCUCAAAAACGGGAUGGCUUUAAAAGUUUAGCGUCUCAUCUAAAAAAUGACUCAAGUUUAUCUCUUCAAAUUUUUUAUUUCUUAUUGAUGGAUGGAAAUUUUAUUUUUCAUUUCUUAUAAGAAGGAUAACACAUUUUUUCUUUGUGGCAAGUCUCCAGGCUAAGUCAAAGUGAAACCAAGGGUAAGUUCAGAUUGCUUAGAGAGCACUAAACCCUUAAUUUUUUAAAGAAGAUCCAGAGGACUAAAUUAAUUUUUUAACUGAAUCUGAUGAUUUAUUUUCAAAUACAUAUGUAGGCAACAUAGUCCAGGAGCAUGACCAACCCAGUUCCACCUCGGGAGUGCUUAAACCAGAACCCCUGUUAAUCAACCUGAUACAUGCAAGGAUACAUUCAUCCAAAUAAUGUUAAGUGUCUGGAGAAGGUAAGAAAAGCAUUUUUGAAGACAUUCCCACUUUAAUGAGGUCUUCUGUGAGUUACAGACCGUCUCUGGCGCCAAUCUCAAGGGCUUUUACAACUGUAACAAUAAUAGAGAGUAUUAAGGAGUUGUUCAAGACAGUAGAUUAGACAUCAUUAGUGUAAUAAUCACUAACUUACAAUGCAGAAGUAAUCAGGAUUAGCUCAAUUUGUCUUGAAUUUUGAACAUCUUGACCAGAGAUGAUUGUUUACCAUAUUACACUGAUUUUCCUUCUCCCUGGGUGUACAGUAAUAAUUAAGAAUAGUAUUAAACUAAUUUAUUUGUUUUCAGGGUCAUUACCAAGCUUGUCUUACAGUCUCUAACUUGUGUUAGCUCAGGAGGCUAACAUCAGAUAGAUUUUUUAAUUUUGGUCCUGUGUUUAAUUUUUAUUAUUCUCCCAUACUUUUCCUCAAUAUUAAGAAUAUGGUUAAGUUAGACAGCGUAGCUUUGUCUGUGCUGGUUUUACAUUUCAUGUAUAAGGCCUUCACUUUAGGUCAGAGUAUAAGGUUGAUGUCUUAACCUCCUAAACUUAAUAGUGCCAUUUGUAUUAUGGUUCCUUUGCUUUUCAGAUUAUGAAACAAUCUGUGUUAGCUCAGGGAGCUAAUGUGCAAAACUAAAACCUCAUAAAGAGAGCAGUACUACCUUUAGUUAUUUCAGGAACCUAUUAAUUGUAUACCAUCACUGCAGUAAGUAAUCCCAUGCCAUACCAUAAAUGAUAAACAUACAAAUGAUUUGUCUUAGAAUCUCAGAAAUUAUUGUUGACCAAUUAUAUGGCUGAGGGUGCGAUUACAUCAGCCCAUGUAGUUGUAACAUACUUCAAUUGAGCUCGCUUAUAUUGUCUUCACUUCUGACGAGAUUAAUGCGAGCACAUAAUAGAUUGGAGGACAACGCAAAAUAUACUGUAAUAUAUAGGGGUGUUGCCACUGUUUUGAAACUCAUCAGUAAGGUGAGCCUCAACAGCCACAGUAUGCUGGCCUGUCUAUACAGUCAGCUGUCCCCCUGAUGCUGCAAAACAUAAUAUUUUUGAAACAAAUGUGAUUUAAAAAUAAGGUCUGUGUAGAUAUGGACCUAAACUGUUGAUAGAACCAGAUUGUAAGCAUGUUUAUUGUUUCACUAAAGAUGGACUAUUCUUCAUUAGCAUGUAUGUGGCUCUGGCACUUCUCUCGCCCGCCUCAAGUGGAUACUGAUCUCUCAAGACUAGCAGUACUUGGGGAGGCGACAGCCAAAAAAACUGUACCCAAUACAGCCUCUUCAAUUUUGUAAAUAAAAGUGAUUAAGAGAGAUCUCGCCUAGUAAAAGGGCAUGGUAGAACCUGUGCUAGGGUCUUUGCAUACUCCAUUGGCUCUGAGUAUUUCUAGGCAUUCUUCAGCCACAACUUAGUAAAUCUGUUGUUAUCAAGGAUAUUAUUCAAAAUAUGACUUAACAGUGUAAUUGUUGUAAUUUAAAGUGAGUGCUUUGUGUGUUUGAACAGGACUUUGCAAAGUCAGUAAAGUAAGAUUUAAAGAAGAGCUCAGAUUUACCAUAUUAUCCCCUUUACCAGAUUAUAUUCACCCCAUCUCAUUGUCAAAUUGUGAUACUUGGUUAUGAAAGUGUUUAUUUGUGUUGUACCAGUUGCUCAGAUUUUUGAAAAGUCCUAAGAACAUUAACCUGGACCGGAUCUCAUCACAAAACAUCAUGUUGAUCAGAAAUGUUCAAUGUUUGUAAGAAAUGUGUGUUGUGCUUGUAUGAAGAUUCAGAUUUAAGUGUGAAGGAGCUUCACCCUAUUACUCCUAACUAUGACUUUUAUAUUGUGUUAGUGUUUGCAUAAGCUAAAUUUACCAUCUAUUUUUUUACCCACCUAAGUAAAUCAUACAUUUUCUAAGGUUAUUGACUUGAAUCACAUCAGCACAGCCUUUGCAAUGUGGUACAUCAAACUAGCUUUUCCUUUUAUUCUAUUUGAUAUGGAACCAGUGUUAGCUCAGGGAGCUAACAUAGAGAGCUUUUAGCCACAGUUAGAGGCCUUUGUCAUGCUAAUUUUAGCAGUUGAUGUGACACUACACCAUUGCUAACAGUCAUCUGAGGAUUUCUGAGGUCAUUGUGUCCUUCUGUAAAAUAUACUGUAAAACACAUUUGUAGAGUCAUUCCUUCUCCUGAGGACCAUUUUCCAAGCGGGAACAGGAUCAUCAUUUUUUGCUCUCAUCAAUCUAUGAGCCAGUCGGGCUUAACUUUGCGGGUACACCACCCAAACUGCAAUAGGCCACCUGUUACUGCUCCCACUUGUUCGCAUAUAGAUCCACUGAUCACACUGUGAGUCUCAUCUUUGACUUAGAACGGCACAGGUAACCCCUUUUGACAUGUUGGACCUGUGACUAGUAUGGCAGGCUCAGCUCAGAUCAGUUAAGUUCAGACUUAAGUGGUCCAGUAUGGAGUAUGGGAACAGAAAUGGAAAAUGAAUGUUUUGAAUACCAUUUUGGGACACACUUGACAUAGAACUAAUCAAUCUUUGAUUUGUAAUUUGUAAUAUGAUGUGAAGACAAACACAUGAUAAUGAUAUAAAUUUAUAAUAAUUUACAGUCACAGAUUUAAUUCCAUUGCUUUUCUCUAUAUGAAAUACUGGACUCAAUGUAAAAUCCCACAAAUGUCAGGUAGAUUUGUGAAAAGUUUUAAAAAAUGUAGAACAAGUGACCAUGAAAUGUUAGCGUAAGUCAAAGUUAUAAAGUUUGAUGCAGUUUAGUUAUUUUCAUAAGGUUUACAGAAAACUAGUAUUUGAACUCAAAUGUCAUGUUGGCAUUUUUGUUGUAUGGGUGUAAGUGGGCUGGCUGCUUGGGGAAAUUAGGUGUACACCAAAAUCCAGCAGCUAGAGAGACGAGACUGUAAAUACAAACAAAAGGUCAUUCAAAGACAUUCGUUUCUUUCAGGUGUGGAGAUUUUUUUAGCAUUUUUUGUUUUGAAAUGACUCAGAACCAAAAAAGAAAGAUUGAUUACCAUAUUACAAAAUGUCUUAGCAGUGAAGGUAGGUAAAUCGCAUUGAUAUCUCAAUUGUGCUCAUUAUUAGACUGUAAAUGUUUGGAUUGUUAUGUCCUAGUUUAGACAUGAUUAUUAUAAUCAUUAAGUUAAACUGAAAAAUCUCCCAAUACAUGUUAUAAAUCUAUCAAUACCAUUAUUCUGUGGACAGUUUUUUUUUAUUUUUUUUUAGAUUGAUGUGUGUAGUGUUACAACUACACCUGAAACCUCCUGCAGAGCUAGAUUUACAUUUUAUUACAGUAACAAUGACUUUAUUGAAUAAUUGACAUCGCAAGCUAGGAUGCUUUAACCAAAGAGGUGCUGCACCUCCAGGAAUUUGAGGUUUCUAAAGCAGAAAUAUCAUCUUAAAGUAGUAUAAUAGAAAUAAGUUAAAAACACCAUCAGCUAUAUAUUGGUACUUGUGGGUUGUGGAAUCUUGGGCAGGUUUCACAAAGAUCAUCAGGCUUUGGUUUGAAAUGUCACCAAUAGUUUAGCAGACUUAUGACAGAUUUUUCCCGGAAUCUGUUGCUUUAAAUACACAGCAUUCAAGUUGUUAUUUCUGUUUCUAUAGCAAUGGACUCAUCUGAACAAAACCAGUCUGAGAGGUUUUUGUAAAACCACCUUGAGGGUUGAUGCACAGUCCCAGCCUUAGAGGUCCAAUCAAAAAGGGUACUGUAGGAUCACCAUGUGCCAUUAACUUUAAGAUCUUGUUACUAACAGCUGUAUUCUCUUAAAAUUUCCAGGCAAACCGACCAGCUCUGAGCCCAAGAAUGUUUGGAUUUGUGGUCAUUCCCUGGUGUACUGGGCAGAGUCACGGGCCAAAUCUCCAGAGGUAGGUAUGCAGCUGGGCAUGGACCCCAGCAAGGUGACCAUCUGGUGGAAGGGCACCCAGGGCAUGACAUGGUCCCAGCUACUCCCCCAGCUCCACCAGCUGAAGGUCACCUGGCCCAACCCAGACGUCCUUAUCAUUCACUUAGGCGGCAAUGACCUGAGUACUGACUCCCCCACCGACCUGUUGGCAUCUGUCAAGAAGGAUUUGACCUCAAUGAGGAGCAUCUUUCCGCAGUGCUUGCUUGUUUGGUCAAAUAUCCUCCCUCGAAGGGUGUGGCGUCACUCAGCUGACAGCCAUGAAGUAGAUCUAGUCAGAACCACAGUAAAUCGGAGGAUCCAAAACAUAAUAUCUGAGCUGGGGGGCACCUCACUGACUCAUGAUAAUGUCAGGUGUGGGUCAAACACGGGUCUGUAUCGGGCAGAUGGUGUUCAUCUGUCCCCUAAAGGCAUUGAUGUUUUUAAUCUGAACCUUCAGGAUCUGCUGGAGAAAUGGGAAAUGGAGGUGAACUCAGCCUCAGAGAAAAGUUAAGAGUUGCAUGAGGUUUUUUUGUUUGUUUUUUUGUUUUCCUAAUGAUAGUUGUAUUGAUUGUAUCUGCAGCAACUUUUCCUCAAGCUCCUAACUCAUUAUGCCAAUAAAAUUUCUGAUUAUGUACAUAUGUAGUUUAUUUCCUAUACAGUAAUUUCAGUCUGAAGAUUAUCUGUUAACUCAAACUCUACCUACUGCUGUUGUACAUUGAUAUUUUCACCCUCUGAAUGAAGAGGAUGGUCAAAUCCACAACAGUGGAUGUUUUUUCAGAGAGUGACAUUUAAGUUUAUAUUUUGACAUUAUUUGCUGACUUUUUACUAUAGAUCAGUGAAGAUAUUUGUGAUGACUAGUGACUGGCUUGUUUUGUCUGCAAGUAAAUGUGGUUUCAAUAAAGACUUAAAAUCAAUGAACACAUAUUUUUCAUGUUGCUUUACGUUUGUGUCUUUUUUAAAGUUAAAAAAACAAGAUAAAGCUGCAUCACAAAUAAAGAGGCCCUGCAAAUACUGCAGCUGUUUAAGAAAGCAGAAACCAUCACCACUCACAACUUGUAGAAGUUGCACCAACGUGCAACUUCUUGUGUCGACUUUGACCAGAAUUGUUGAUGAUGUGCCAGUUUAUUUUCAGAAAAUCUAUCAAAAACUGUUUUUUUCCCCGACUUCUAGAUGUCUUUAAACAAAAUUAUUGAUUCAUUAAGUUAUUGUUAUUAUUCAAACUUUGGAUUUACAGUCAUGAUGCACUGAAUUCUGAUGUUCCACAAUCCAACAAGUCUGUGUUCUGUCCAUUUCCAUUCUGCCAAAGCUGCAGCGCUGAUAGGUUUUCACUUAAGUCUGAGGGUCCUCUCGCUCAUAUGGGUCAUAUAUUUGCCCUGUCCCUGCUGGACUGGGGCAUGAAGCAUCAAUCAGCAC